This is a messenger RNA of Pelobates cultripes (western spadefoot toad), 54519 nucleotides long. NCBI's taxonomy places the organism in Eukaryota, Metazoa, Chordata, Amphibia, Anura, Pelobatidae. The record is from the annotation of a GenBank genome assembly.
UAAUGGAGUGCCAAGCGAACUUUGGCCAUGUGGAUAUCCACGUACGUAUUGGCUGGAUAGAAUGUCUGUGUUUGGUUGUGUAGUACAAGUCCCACAGUCAGUCCCUCUACAAACACAGCAAUCUCAACAAUAAACCACAAGUCAAAGAGGGCCCGGGCAGUUUUUAUUUAUUAUUUUUAAUUUUAUUCAUGCUGAUUGUUAUUGCGGCCUCACGCACAGCCUCGAGUAACACGCUUCCGGUAUGACCAUUCCGUACAACAGGGGGACACACAUCCCAAACGGACUCGGAGGUAGUAUCCGGUGACGCACAUCCUGCCCGGGAAGCAGCCGCCUUCCUGAGGUGCCGGAGAGGUGGAGAGUCUGCCUGUGCACAGGGAACGAGUCCGUACAGGUGUUCAGCCACCCCCUUCCCUGACCUACCUGGGGGAGUGGAGGCGGAACGCACAGCCGCGCGACCCUUAUUCCCCACCGGGCCUGUUUGUCGGGUGCACAGCCGCGGUUUUUCGGCCGAGAAGGAGGAUGAAGCCUGGGGUUACUCCGAUGUAAAAGUACCGGAGGUUGAGAAAUCGUGACCGAGACAUGGAGGGGAAGCCCGGCCUGCAGACCGUGUAUCAGGCCGUGCAGGCCCUGUACCACGACCCGGAUCCCAGCGGCAAGGAGAGGGCCUCACUAUGGCUGGGGGAGCUGCAGAGAUCGGUGAGCGGCCUAUGCCAUGCCUGGGAGAGGGGAGCCCGUGCCAGCCGGGGGAGCGGCCUACCAGGUGUCUGGUGUCAGCGGCCGGGCAAGAGCUAGCGUGUUACUACCGGGGGGGGAGGGCGGCAUGGGCCAUGGCUGGCGGGAUAUGUGAGGGCUGGCUGGCUGGGCGGCAUGGCUGGCGGGAUAUGUGAGGGCUGGCUGGCUGGGCGGCAUGGCUGGGAUGGGCGUGUUGGGGACUGGGGAACACGAGUUAGGCUCGGUGAGCGCUGAAAGCCGGGUACAUGGAUUGGGGUUUGGGUGGAGCUCUCACUAGGGCACGGUAGAGACAUACAGGAAGUUACAUGUAUGUAACAUAUUAGUCAUGUACCGACAGUAAUCACUGGUUACAUGGAUGUGCAGACUGGGCUAGCAAACUGCUGAAUGAUUUGGGUUUUGCAACGAUGGGCCUGGUGUUAAUAUGGUGGAUUAAUGUGAUUGUUGGUUUUGAAUGUGAAAUUUUUGAGUUAUUUUUGAGAUGGAGUUGAUAUUGCACAUUCACUUGUGAACGUGUGAUUAUAUUGGACUUGCAUUUGGAUCAUCUAUGUAAGAUAUAUUUAAAACGAUCGUCAAAAUAAUAAUUAAAUUAAUGUAAUGCUAUUUGAGUAAAGAGUCAGCGGGGUUUAUUCACUAAACUGAGAAUUGAAGAUGUUGUCUAAGGAAUUACAGAAUUUUAGCUAAAUGUAAUUAAUUUCCAGCUCUGAAAUUUGCAGUAAAUUGCUUAUACUCCACUAUUCCUGGUUUAGUGAACCUCAGUUGGCUUUAAAGGGGGGGAUGAACUAUGACUUUUCAACAUAUUUAAUAUUAUGUAUAUUUAUCCCUUAUGUUUAGCAAAUGUGUGUUUUGUGAGGUCUGUAAAUACUAUUAAAUGUAAAACUCCACAUUGCUGUAUUUUACUUGUAUUCUGGAACUGGACACCGGUAUCCUUGCUCCUUGUCAAUCAUAGAUAUGGUAUUAUAUUUUGACAUUGAACAUACACUACAUGGACAAAUGUAUUGGACACCAGACCAUUACACGAACAGGGACUUUCAUGACAUUGGAUUUUACAAUACAUAGACAUUAAAGGGACACUAUAGUCACCCAGACCACUUCAGCUCAAUUAAGUGGUCUGGGUGCCAGGUCCCUCUAGUAUUAACCCUUCAGAUGCAAACAUAGCAGUUUCAGAGAAACCUGUCUUCUGGACAGCCAUUAGAGGCAUAUUAUGCUUUCAUCAUGCAGAGCGUCCAUAGGAAAGCAUUGAAAAAUGCUUUCCUAUGGACACUUUGAAUGCGCGCGCGGCACUGCCGCGCAUUCCGCUGCGCUGACGUCGGCUGGGGAGGAGAGGGAAGGGAGCCCAGCAGUGGAAGAAGGUGAGUAACUGAAAGGAGUUUUAACCCCUUCAGCAUCACGGAAGGGGGAACCUGAGGGUGGGGGCACCCUCAGGGUACUAUAGUGUCAGGAAAACCGAAUUUGUUUUCUUGACAUUAUAGUGAUCCUUUAAUAUGUAGUUGACCCCUCCCCCUUUGCAGUUAUAACCGCUUCCACUCUUCUAGGAAGGCCUUCCACAAGAUCUUGGAGUGUUUCUGUGGGAAUGUUUGCCCAUUCAUCCAGUACAACAUCUAUGAGGUCAGGCACUGAUGAUGGACGAGAAGGCCUGGCUCGUAAUCUCUGUUCCAGGUCAUCCCAAAGGUGUUUGAUGCGGUUGAGGUUAGGGCUCUGUGUGGGCAAGUCAAGUUCUUUCACACCAAACUUGUCCAACCAUGGUUUUAUUGACAUUGCUUUUUGCAGUGGGGUACAAUCAUGCUGUGAUAGAAAAUUGCUUUCCACAAAAGUUGGAAGCAUAGCAUUGUCCAAAAUGUCUUGGUAUGCUGAAGCAUUAAGAUUUCCAUUCACUGGAUUAAUCGACCUAGCCCAACUCCUGAAAAACAGCCCCAUACCAUUAUCCCUCCACAACAAAACUUUACAGUUGGUGCAAGGCUGUCAUGCAAUGUUUUUCUGGUAUCUGCCAAUCAAGACUCACCCAGAAGACUGCCAAUCAGAAGCAUCAUUUGGUGGCAUGCUUUACACCACUCGAUCCAAUGCUUUACAUUGUACUUCGGGAUGAGAGGCUUGCAUGCAGCUGCUCGACCAUUAAACCAGUUCAAUUAAAAUCCUUAUACCGUUUUUGUGCUGAUAUUAAUUUCCGUUGAUGUUUGGAACUCUUCAGCAAUGGUAUCAGUAGAGCGUUGGUGACUUACGCAUCAUGCACCUCAUCACUCUGAGACCAUGAUCUGUGACCUUAUGUGCCCUUAUGCUUCGUGACUGAGUUGCUGCUGUUCCUAAAUGCUUCCAUUUUCCAAUAAUAUUGCUAACAGUUGGACGUGGAAUACCUAGCAGGGAUGAAAUUUCAUGAACUGACUUGUUGCGCAGGUGGCAAUCUACCACAGUAAUACACUUGGAUUCUCUGAACGAUUUAGAAAGAACCUUUUUUUUUUUUUUUUUUUUUUUUUUUUUACACAAAUGUUUAUAAAUGCAAACUGCAUGGCCAGGUGCUUGAUUUUAUACACAUCUGGCAGUGUGUCUGAUCGAAACACCGGAAGAUCAAUAAUUAAGAGUUGUGCCCCAAAACCAUAUAUUUUUAGAGGAGAAGCCAAAACGUUUGUUUUCCUUUUUAUCUGCACUUUGUUUCCUUGCUGUACCUAGCCUGAACUCGAUAGUUAUGUCACUUGAUAAAUCGUUAAUAUACAAUUUAGAAUCAUGUGGAGCAUUACAUGACAUCCCCAACAGAAAACAAACCAUUAGCACACGUUAUUGGUGAUUUUCCUUGUUUUUAUUCAAUUGUGUAAUUUCCAGGAAAGUGAUCACUAUAAAAAGACUCUGAAGUACCAUAACAGUUUUGCUUUAUAGCAAUGUUCAUGAUGCAGAGAGCUGCUUCCACACUCCUGAAUUAGGGGUUGGUUUGCGAAACGGUUUUAUUAUUUCAGACAUUUUGUGUAAUGUUUAGCUUGUUCAUAUUUAUGUUCAGGGAUCAUGAACAUUACAACCUCUUGAAUAUAAUACAUUUUGUGUAUAUAUUUUUUUCUUUAUUUCCACUAUCUUCUCACAACAGCAAGUUAUUAAACAACUACACCUAGUACUACAAUUUCCCUGGUGGUGCAGCCAAUUAAUUACAAUAUUUUUACCCAAACUGUAAUGUUAGUAACUGGCAUAUAAAAACACUAUUUCUCCUACCUUGGGAGACUUUGAUAAUGUGUCUGUUAUAGGUUCUAGUUGUCAAGUAAAUAGUUGUUUAUGAUGUAGAAAGUAAAAGUAAUGUAAAUUUCAGUGAUUGCUAAGAUACUCUGUGAAAAUACCACAAGCACCAUAAUGAUCUAAAGUACUUGCAUAGUUUAUUUUAUUAAAUAGAUCCUCAAUUUAUAUUCAUCCCAUUCAUCAUAGGUAAAAAAAAAAAAAGCCAUACCAGCUAAUAAACGCUUUCACUGUGCAAUUUCACAGGGGAAUCACUGAAUAUCCAUUUGAUCUAAGCUACAUAUAUCUCUGCCUCAUUGGCUGAUAUCAUCUUCAUAUUCUAAGAGAUAAAAUGACAUGAGUCCAAGACUCACUAAAUACUUUGACUGGUCUAUGUAACUUCAACUGAUUUUAGCAUGGGACAUGACCUGAUUCAGACUUUUAGUAAUAGAACUGCAGUAGCUCAUACCAUGUUUGUCAAAGAAAGGAAUUGCAUUGAAACUUGGAAAUGGUGUGCUUUCUGUUUAAUAUAAUUAUGCACAAAUAUUAUUGGGGCAGUGGUUGAAAUUGACUUGCAUUUGCCAACCUACAUUCUUUCUAUUGAUUUACUGUGGGUAGAAUAAGUUGGCUGAGAUUCGAAUACUGAAUUGUGAUCUUAUUAAUGUGCUCCCAUGAUUGCUUUGCAACUCUUUAAAAUAGUCAUAUGUGCCCAAACCAGAUAUACAACUAUAAAUUAUGCCAGCCCUAGAACCUGACUAGUGUAUUGUGGUUUGUGAUUAAAGAGUAUCUGGGUGGCAUUGUAGCCUAGCACUAUUAUUAUAUGCUAGGUGUGUCAAUUACUCAGAUGAGAAUUCUAAGAAAACUUUUAUAUUCCACAUAUUUCAUUACAUUUUUUUUUUUUUGGCACUCUGUCUUUCUUGCAGCAAAGGUUUUUAACCUGUGAAAUAUUUUCAAAUUCUACACAUAACCAUAAACAUGCUGUUUGAGUAACCACCAAAUAAAAAAAGUCACCUUAUUAGUGAACUGAAACUUGCCGUCAUGUAUUCGAGCACGGACUUAUACCUUCAGAGUUGUCCACAUUAGGAUCUUAUACUGUCCUUGGCACUGUAAAGGAGUUUAGUUACAGACAGCUGAUCUUUCUUUGGUGUGACUACUUUUACACUAGUGGCAAGUUUUGUUUUCUGUUUACCACGCCCAGCCUAUUUAGUCAGUGGAAAGAUCCACUAUGUUUUGAAACUUGUCUGACAUAACUGACCAUAACAGAGGUCAUUUAAGAAAACACUAAAUAACGUGAAGGGAAAUGUGAUAUCUUCAAAAUAGGGUUUCAUCUGUCAUGUUAGCAAUUGUAUAUUGGACCAGGGAUUUUUACACUAAACUUUUUAACUACUAAACAUCUUCAUGGCACUUCAUGCUAUCGUGGUAUUGAUUUGUGUGUGUUAAAUUCCUAAGGAACCUUGGAAAUGUCAUGUCUGUUUUGGAUUAUCUUUUUCUUUCCUGCAUAAUUCUGUAAUGUAUAGAAGUUAGUUAGUGUGUGUGUGUGUGUGUGUGUGUGUGUGUGUGUGUGUAUUUUUUUUUUAUUUUUUUUUUAAAUUGCAUUUGUAGUACUAAAACUAUGUGACAAUUGACCAGAUUAAUUUAACCAUAUGGGAGUAGGUAAUGUGUUGUAUGAGGUGAAAUGCUGUCAUUCACGUUGUUAAUUUACUUAUUUACUUGUCUUGUGGUUUUUCAAGGUCUAUGCUUGGGAAAUCUCAGACCAGCUGCUUCAGAUCCGUCAAGAUGUGGAGUCCUGCUAUUUUGCUGCACAGACGAUGAAGAUGAAGAUUCAGACCUCUUUCUAUGAACUCCCUGCAGACUCCCAUGCCUCACUGAGGGAUUCCCUGUUGUCACAUAUCCAGAACUUGAAAGACUUAUCUCCUAUAAUUGUAACUCAGGUAGGAAUACUGCCUUAUUUUUUUAGCACAAAACUGAACACUGCUUUUUUUUCUUAACCUGGAAUUAAAGGGGUCACUCUAGGUACUAUAACCACUUUAUCACAUUGAAGUGAUUAUAGUGCCUCUUUCCUUCUUGUGCGUUUCCAACAUUUAACGUUAAACGGUUUUCAAAAAUUUUAAUGCUGCAUUCGUGUCUAGCCUGGUCCCUCUGUACUGCAGAUGGUAAUCUCCGCCUUUGCUAGGAUGCGGGCUGCUGGGAAUUCUUAUUCAGUGUUAAACUGUUGAAAAUAGUUUUUAAUGUAGAAUAAAGGCACAUUGCUUCAAUGAGAUGAAGUGAUUAUAAUGCCUAGAGUGUAUUUUGAUUGCCUUUUCUAACUUGGUAGGUUAUAUCAAAUGAUGCAGGUUACAACAGCCUAUUAGGUAGUGAUGUACAUUGCAGGUGCAUACGCUUAUUAAAGGGACACUAUAGUCACCAGAACUACAGCUGAGUGAAUUUGUUUUGGUGAGUAGAAUCAUUACCUUCAGGCUUUUUGCUGUAAACACUAUCUUUUCAGAGAAAAUGCAGUGUUUACAUUACAGCGUAGUGAUAAGUUCACUGGCCACUCCUCAGAUGGCUGUUAGAGAUCCUUCCUGGGUCAUGGCUGCCUAAAAUGCAUCCAAACAUUCAGUAUCUCCUCCCUCUGCAUGGAGAUACUGAACUUUCCUCAUAGAUUCAUUGAUUCAGUUCAUCUCUAUGAGGAGAGGCCAGGGCUGUGUUUAAAUUGCGCUGGCUCUGCCUCUGAUCUGCCUCCUUGUCAGUCUCAGCCAAUCCUAUGGGGAAGCAUUGUGAUUGGAUCAGGCCUCCACGUCUGUCAGAGGAAGUUCACAGGCAGAGACAGCAGCUUCAGACUUGAAUACAAGUAAGAUUUUACUAUCUUUAGGGAAGCAAAGGGGGCUAGAUAGUGAUUUUAACACUAUAGGGUCAGGAAUACAUGUUUGUGUUCCUGACCCUAUAGGCUCCUUUAAAAACAGAACACAUGUAUAUCAAAUCUCUUUUACUAUACAUUGGCCAAAAGCACACCGUUAACACUGGUUUAUUUUGCAGCUGGCUUUAGCAAUAGCAGAUCUGGCCCUGCAGAUGGCUUCCUGGAAAGGCUGUGUUCAGACGCUAGUAGAAUCGUAAGUAUAUAUUACCAAUCCUGAAUGAAACUGCCUUUUCCUAUCUCACAGAAUUACAGCUUUUUUCCAGUUUCUGAUUUGCACUAAAAGGUGUUGCCUCUCUUUGUAGAUAUCGUAAUGAUGUGUCUUCAUUGCCCUUCCUCUUGGAGAUUUUAACUGUAUUACCUGAAGAGGUUCACAGUCGAUCCUUGCGCAUUGGUGCGAAUCGACGCGCAGAAAUCAUUGAAGACUUGGCUUAUUAUUCCAGUACUGUGGUUUCUCUUUUGGUGAGUAGAUUGUGUGUUAACUUGUAGGUUUAAUGCAACUGCUUUAAAAGCAUGCACUGGAAAAAAAUUAUAGCAAUAUUUAUUUUUGGUAAGCAGAUAGUUGCAAAGAGAGCAUCAAUACCAUGAAUCAAAAACCGUAAUUCAUUCAGAAAAUAGUUGGCUUAUAAGCUAUAAAGUGAUUGACAGAUGAGGCUAGAGAUUUUAAAUUGGAAAUUUGUAAUAAUGUAAACCGUUGCACGAUGUAUAGAUAAACUUGUAUGCUUUUUAAAAUGACCAUAAGUUAUGUGUAUCAUGACAAAUUUACCUGCCUAUGUGAUGCUUGGUGCUAGGUGCAUGUAUUCUGGAAUUUUGAAGGGAGAAAGGUUAUUUUCUCUGUGUGUCUUCCACGCAGCAAAGGCUUUGGUAUUCAUCACCUAUUUUGUUGAUAAACCCCUCAAUGAAAAUGUGCAUAAGUUUUAGUUAUGCAUUUUUGUAUUGGGAGAAUAUCUAAAACAGCUUGCAAAUCUACAGAAAUAUUAUCUCAAGAAUUUGCAUGCACUUGUAACUCAUCCCAUACUUCUUUGGCUGUCUAGUCAUAGACUUCCCCAUGCAACUCAAUGAGAAGUCUUUGCGAGGCAGGUGCUCUGAGCAAUUACCUGUCUCUAGAAGUUUAGCUCCACUGAGCUAAUCAACCAGGAAGUAACAUGACUGGCUAUCUGACAGCUAGGAAUGUGUACCAAGAUUAAUUGAUAAAAGUGCCAAUUUAACUACAUUGGAUAUCAAUAUAAAGUGCUUUAGGGACCCAAAGUGUCCCUUGUUAUCAAAAUUCCAUACUCUCGUCAUUUACGGUGAUGCAACCUCACCGGUUAUGAGGCUGAAUCAGCUGGAUGUCUGCUUAACCGUAUGGUGGGCCUGCACUCUACCAGGAGGGGGAUAUAAGAUCCUUAUGGGAUGCCGCCAUGUGAUGUGUAUACUGCGCAUGCGAGGUAGUUGGUAGGCUUUUUUUGACACUAGUAGUGGGCAUGCACCAACAUCAGCUGUGCAGGAUGCAUGCCCACUACAGGGUAGGUUAAUCUGAUAAUGCUACUGUGCAUACGCUGGACCAGAAUACCCUGUAAUGCGCAGGCAUCCUGCACAGCUGAUAUUGGUGCAUAUGCACUACUAGUGUCAGAAAACCAUACUCCGAUACUGCACAUCAGUGACUUUAUGUUCAGACACAGCCCACCAUCACAGCGCCCCGUAAAGAUCUCAUACUCACCUCCUGGUGCAGCACAGAGAUCCAGCUGAUUCGGCCUCACUUCCGAUGCAACCACGUCACCUGAAGUGACGAGGGUAGAGAAUUUUUAUAUAACAUCCCGUUUGGUACAAAACAAGCAAACUGAAACUAUUUCCCUAAGGGCUUUGUUGUUGUUGUUGUUGGAGAUCUUUAUAACAAAACUAGCAUUCAACCAUUGAGAGUAAUCAAGCUACUUCUUUGAACUGUAAUCGGUUAUUUAGAUGUUACCAUUUCAAGAAUAGUAAAAAUAAACAAACUUGCUAGCCAGAGAUGGUGGAGACAGGAAUCCAGGGACAGGGCAUUCCCUAUAUCAAUGAAAAGCAAACACAGUCGGAUUUUAACCUUGUGUAGUAGAAUCAAGUAAAAAAAAAAAAAUAAUAAUUGUGCUCCUCUUCAUGUGAUGUAAAACUCAGCCUUUAUUCAAGUGUCCAUUUAUAUGUAAAAAAAAAAAGUAAAAUCAAAAAGCAGAAUAUCACAUACCUUCUUUGAGAGUAAAAUACAGGAAAAUGUGUUUUUAUUUAUUUUUUUAAAAUUCCAGCUUAUCUGUGUACGAGUAGGCAUGUGCUAUGCUGCUUUUUAAUUUGUCAGUUUUUUUUUUUUUGCAGGAGCAAUCCUCUUCUUAUCUUAAACGUCAUCGCUAAUGCCUUUGCUGACUUUGCCUUUUGAGUUUUCAUGUGAUGCUUUUCCAGAUAUGUUAAACAAGCAUCAGUAGUGUUUUGCUCAAGUAAUGCACUAUUUAUGCAUGACAUGCAGUGCAGUAUAACACACCAAAAAAGUAUUUGGUAUUAAGUAGUAGGAUCAGCCUGAUAGAAUUUUCCUUAGUAUCCUUAGCUCACUGAUAUGUUCACUCUGGGUAGCCCUCCUGAUCUUCCUGGCCCACGCAUUUUUUUGCUGAUGUGAACAAAACUUAUCUUGUCUGAUGUAUAUUGCUGACUUGACAGUACAGAUGUCAGAUUCCUAUUGAGAUCAGUCAUUUGUUUACAUGACAACUGCUUACUCUUAUCGUUCCACAUACAGUGUAAAAACUGUCCAUCAGUUUUCAAAUAGUUUCUCCUAUAUUGUGAAAUGGGCCCUCCUUCACAUUGAUUUAUUCUCUAUUACAAGUUUAUAAUUUCAGUGUCACAAUCUAUAAUGUAAUAUUAAAUGCUAGUAUAUAUUUUUGGUUUAAGCUGUGUCUGGUCAUGGUAAAUAGUUUCUGUAUUUUUCACUAAAGCACACAAAAGAGCGACCCAGUGAUCACCUGUUACCGUUUUGGGCCCUGGUGAAAGUCAUCGGUGUUGUCUUUUUGAUUAAGAGGACACUGACUUUACUGUAUUUUCAAGACCAUGGACAGUCCCCCUGUUUGUAGGAACCCACACUCUAGACUUAAAGUUCAUUUUAAAAAGACAUGCUGUGGGGAAAUUUGUUGCAAAUCAGAAUAAGACAACCAAUGCUAAAUGACUUCCUUUGAUGUGUAUUUGUAGAUAUGUAUAUUUUCCUGCUUUAUGGUUCUGGUUUCUUACCUUAUUAUAUCUUGGCUCCAGAUGACCUGUGUUGAGAAAGCUGGCAGCAAUGAGAAGAUGUUAAUAAAGACUUUCCGUUGUCUGGGCAGCUGGUUUAAUUUGGGAGUCCUGGAUAGCAACUUCAUGGCCAACAACCGCCUCUUGUUGUUGCUUUUCCAGGUCCUGGUAAGUAUUGAUGGCUCAUUAGUGUAAUUACACACAAAUAUAACUGCUGUUUCAUUUCUUUACUUAAUACCUGUAUGGUCAUGUAUUGUGCAACAUUGACCUUUUGUUUUCCUUCUCUCUAUACUAAGUUAACUAUUCUUAGUGUUUAUUUUUUUAAAGCUAAAAUUAUAUUUGAUUCAUUUGAAAUUUUUAAAUCUGUAUAUCUUUACCUUACUAUCGGUUUGAAACAGUCAGAAUUGCUGUUGCUCUGUAACAGUAGUGCAUUCAAGGAAGGAAGAGCCUAAAAUGUUAUUUAUACAGCAAUCUCCUUGGAUUUCACUUUAUAUAAAGGCAAAGUUUUUUUUUUUUGUUUUUUUUUAUAUGUCCCAUCAUACUAAACUAUAGGAUGGUAAAUAAAAAAAACAAAAACCCUUUAACAGACAUAAUGUGAUGCUGGAUUGUUUGAAAGCUGUUAAAUGCCCAUGCACCCCCCAGCGAACAACUGAAAAACCGUUUUUCAGGGUAAUCUAGUACAAACAGCUUCUCUUAAUUUGUUGUUAUGCCCAUUGCCCUUUGGUAGCAUGUGUAUGAGCGACAUUGGGUGAGCUUGAUCUUCCGCUAUAGCAGGGUCCCCCGACCUCUCCUGUGGAGUUUUAACUAAAGAGUUAGUCUGAGUUUCAUACUCCACUUGCAUUACUUCAAAAUUACUUGUGCUCAGUGAUGAGAGUGGGAACAGGGUGCUCUAAACAUCAUUUUUAGAGCACCCUGUUCCCACUUUCAUCACUGAGCGGAAGUAAUAGUGCCAGCAAUAUGUGGUUUAAAAAAAUAAUAAUCCCUUUAACUAUAAGAUAGGCCAUUCUUCAUUGGUUAGUAUCACAUUUUUGGUUACUAUUCUUAAUAUUUUAUUAAAUUGUUUACAAAACAUCCACAUCAUCACAGUGGAACUCGUACAGAAAAAGAAAAACACAAUUGUAUACAUUUGUGAUGCAGUUAUGUAGAAGCAGAACCAGCGGUUGCCCCCAGUACUCAAAUUUUCAAGAAAAAGAGUAAAAAAUUAAAAGGGAAGGGGGGUGUUGAAGGGUAGAGAGAAACUCACCAUCGCAGGGAUUAAUUUUUGUUAUCCUAAUUCAAGUUUCACUUAGGUCAGGUGUUCCCAUCCUCAAGUACCCCCUACCAGUCCAGGAUUUAGGAAUUACCCUGUUACGUCUAAAGUGUGUUUAAAAAAACCUCCAACAACUGGACAAUCCCUAGAUCCUGGACUGGUAGGGGGUAAUUAAGGACUUGGGUGGGAACCACUGACUUAGGUAAUAUAAAUAUAUAUCGUUGCAGCAAUAGUGUUGUGUUCUAAUUUGAGUAUCUUUUUUUUUUUUUUUUUAAUAUGCAGCAACAGGACCAGACACCUUCCAAUUUGCAUGAAGCAGCAUCUGAUUGCGUUUGUUCAGCUCUGUAUGCCAUCGAGAACAUAGACAACAAUUUGCAUCUGGGAACACAGCUCUUUCAGGGAGUACUCACUCUUGAGACUGCUUACCACAUGGCAGUAGCCCGUGAGGAUAUAGAUAAGUAAGAGACAUGGCAGUUGCUGCUCUGUGUGUGUUCUUUCAAUAUUAAAGCAUGUAUUCACAUGUGUUUUAAAAGACUACAAAGUUGAUUGCCAUAGGAAGAGUCUGGUCACAGGAAUGGUGUAAAAAAUUUUGUCUACAAAAUAAGUAAAAUUUAGAAGUUUGAAAGUUAGUGCAUGCAAGUUGUCAAUGUAACACUAGACACAGUAGCACAUGCUGUCAAUGUAACACUAGCCUCCUGUCUGUGUGUAUCCACUGCGUCUGCCAGCUGAGUCAGGUGUUCCUUAAGCCCUUCAAUUGGUCUGGAUUCAAAUCACACCAGACAAAUGUACAGGCCUAAAGCAUGUCAUGGUAGAAUGUUCACUUAGGAUGCAAACAAGCUAGGGCCUCUUUUUGAUCUAGUUGGAAAUUGAUAUAAAAUAUAUAUACAAGAUUUAAAAUUCAGAUCUAUUAAAGUCAAGUCACUUGCAGCAUAUGAAAAUCAAGGUAAUGCUGGACCCAGGAAUGUUGUAAUGGAUGUUGCUUUAUUGGAUGAAGUAGCGUGACAGGUUAAAAUGUAUUUCUUUUUUUGUGGGAGGCGCUCUGCAUGUUGCUCUGCUGGUUUUACAGUCACAAAUUAUUUUUAGAUCUUUAGUAAGUCUUACAUCAGUCAAUUAUUUUUUUUAAAUUGUAUUUUUUUUUAAUUGAGAAUUGCAAGCUACAAAUAAGCAGAUUGCCUACUAUUCCAGACAUGUAAAACCUUUUGUUUUCUCUUGUUAUUAAAUGCCUAUGGUCAAAUAUUUUUGCAAUCAUUUAUAGUGGUGGCCUUAAGGAUGUUCUGCUUUUGGGUACUUCAUGUUUACCAACAGUAAACAGAGGUAUACUCCCAAAGACAUUCAUAGCACCAUAUAUACUACAAUGGACUAUAGUGCCAAGUACCCCUUAAAAAUCAGUAUGAAGAUUACGAUAUUCACAUAUAAGUGUGUAUGUAUAUAUCACAAGUUUUGUGUUCCUUUGUACUGUCUCCUGACUGCAGCUACUUCAUUUUAAUAAGAUCUUAUUGAUGGCUACUUUAGUUUUAGUAGUAAUAACAAUUUAUUUAAUGUCAUUGAAUUUCUCCUGCUUAUACUUUCAUUUUUGUUCUCAGGGUGCUGAAUUACUGUCGAAUAUUCACCGAGCUUUGUGAAACCUUUCUGGAAAAAAUAGUGUCUACCCCAUGUCGGGAUCUGGGAGACCUGCGGACACUGGAACUCCUCCUGAUCUGUGCUGGACAUCCUCAGUAUGAGGUAUAAUGGAUUUGCAAGUCUAGCAGUGUGCAAUCAACUGAUAUAUAUUUAAGAUGCUUCCAUAAAUAUGUUACAGCUUUCUCCUGCAGUAUCUUUUUUUUAUGAAGCAAUAAUAUGCAUGGUAGGCAAUUAUUUUAAAGGGAAACGGUGGGCCCUAUAACCAGUUCAUCUCAGUCCUCUGGCUCUCAACUUUGUGUUAAGCCAUUUUUGAGUAGUUUAACGCGGGGAGCCCGGCGCUGGGGACUCUGCUCCCUUUUCCGACGUCAUCCACCGAAUGCGGGAGGGGGACCCUAAGGGUGGCACUAUUGUGGUCCUUUAACACUACUUAAAUGAGAUGAAGCAGUUAUAGUGCCUACAGUGUUAAAUUAACCAUGAAUAAAUAGUCCACACAAUAAAGACAGACACUUUCAUAUUCUUUUAAUUUGGCAAAGGCCAUUGUUUAUCAUAGGAGGGGCAUACCAAAAUAUAAAAAAAGUCUUAAUGUCUGUAACAUAUAAUCAAUAUUAACUUGACAUUUUCUAGAAUACUUACAUAGUCAUUUAUAAUACAACUAUUAUUAUCCCAGAAAUAUACAUCAUGUAUAAUAACAGAGAAUGAGAACUCUGAGAAUGGGCAAAAGUUAGAGCGAGGCAGUAGCUUGCCCUUUGAUUAAUCCUUGCUAAGGAUUCAAAGUUUUUUGCUCACUUGUGCAAUUACAAAGAGAACCUAUAUCUAUAACCCUAUGGGUGGGAGUAGUCUGUUAUGCAAAUUGCAUAGGAUCUCUUCUUAAUGCCCACCCACCCUCCCCCGUACUUAACCGGAAAAACAUCAAAACAAGCAAACAAUAAAAUAACUCCUAAAAUUAAAAUGAUGAAAGGGGGUGUGGUGAUUUAGACACUGCAGUACACAGUUUUCCUGUCUUCCUCAAAUUGUCUUCCACGUGGCAGAAGUAAACCCGAUUUUAUAUUAUUCCUUUACCCGCCAAUCUUCUGCAAGCCAUGAUACCAGCCAAUUUCCAGUUUGCCCUAUGUCCCUUGUCACAACACAGGAAUUCCAAAUCUGCCCAAAUACUCACUCGCUGACACACACGGGCACUCACUCGCUGAUGCACGCACACGCACACACAUUAUUGUACUUAUCCCUGGGGUCCAGUGGGGAUCUUCUGUCUGGAGAUCUCCUUCCUCCUCCCUCACGUGCAGUUUAGUGAUGCUGGGCGCCGGAAUAUGACGUCAUAUUCCAGCGCCCGGCAUCACUACAGGCGGCGCGCAUGAGGGAGCAGGAACACUGAGCUCCCUCGCUGCAUCCACCGUCGACUAUUCCCUGGCCGGGUAAAUUAUAGCAGAGUAGGCACCUGCAAUGUGGGGAAAGCAGGUGCCUACUCUGCUUGGAAUACUAGGCAAUCCGGCAUAUGCUUGCCGGGCCGCAAAGCUGUCCAUUGUGGGCUGCGAGUUUGACAUGCUUGGUCUAGAGACUCCUAGUAUGCUUUACAGCCCUCAGAGAUAACCUGACCCUAACUUUAACCCCUGCCAUGCAUAUGUUGACACGGGUCUUAGAUCCUUUGGCAAUUUAAUUUCUUUGUUGAACUUGUCCAAUGUGCAUCCUCUGAACUAAUCCAGUUUAUUUUUAGAUUUAAACUUUGAUUUAUUUAUUUUUUUAAUUUUUUUUUUUUUUUUUGCAGGUUGCUGAAAUAUCCUUUAAUUUCUGGUAUAGACUUGGAGAGCAUCUUUACAAAACAAAUGAUUUGGCACUGCAUGGUAUUUUUAAGCCAUACAUCCAGAGGCUCCUUCAUGCAUUAGCAAGACACUGCCAACUUGAUCCAGACCACGUAAGUCAACUUUUUUUUUCUUGCUCCUUGUCUUUUGCCUUAAGAUGUCCAUAUGUUAACAACAGCCAAUACUGCUCAUUGUAGUUUUUAGUGUGCUGUGGAUGGAUCUGUGAGAACUGUCGCCCAGGGACAGUUAAAGGGACUCUCCUGUACCAGGAGCUAAUGUUGUAGUACGCCAUUUGUUUGCAUUGUAAGAUGACCUACUGGAGGAUUACUAUAACAAAGCGGUUUAAGUGAAGCUAUCAAAUCUAAGAUGACUUGGUGUUACUUGUAAGACCAUAAAAUGUAAUAUGUACUUUGUAUUAUCACAAGUAUAGAUAAGAUUUUAAUGUUUUUAACUUCCUGAGCGUUCCCUCUGAGUCUAUGCCAUUGGCCCAGCAGUAAGGAAUGCAUCUGUAUGGCUGCCCUCAUGUGAAUCAAAAUACAUCCUGUAUGCUGGGAGUUGGGGAUGCAUAUCACAUCCACAGCGGGGAGGGUGGCAUCCGUGAGCAUAGAUGAGUAUAUAUUUUAAUCCAGUGGUUCCUAAACUUUUUAGGUUCAAGGCACCCUUAAUAUUUCAAUAUAUUUCCAAGGUGCUCCAAGUCAAAAGUUCUAGGUUGUAUAUUUGUACAGCGCUGCGGCAUAUUCUGGCGCUGUAGAGUAAUGUAUAGUUGAUGUUUGAAGGAGUGCUUGUAUAUAGUAUUAGUUUUUUAAUACAGGGGUGUGUUUUGUAUGUAAUGUUUGAUUGCAGACAUGUUUGAAUGUAAUGUUCACUUUUAAAUGCAGAUGUACAUUUGUGUGAAGUAUUUGUGUUUGAGUGAAGGUGUGUGUGUGUUUGUAUAUCAUAUUGGAGUUUGAGUGCAGGAGUGUGUUUGUAUGUUGUGCUGGUGUUUGACUGUUUGGUUGUAUGCACAUAUACUACUACAUACAUACUUACACAGAUAUACAUGCACAUUUACACACAUGUAUAAAUACAUCCACUGACAUAUGCACACUCUGACAAACCGAUACACGCAAUGAAUAUCCAAUCAAAGCGUACAACCAAUAAUGUAAACAUUUUUUAUUAUUGGAUGGGUACAAAAAAGCUCAAUAUCUCACAAUGCAAAUCAGAAAAAAAAACAAAGCAUGACUCACAUACUGAUAAUAUACAGUGAAUACUGAUACACGCACCAUGACACAUGUACACACUGAGAUACACACAGAUGUGUAUGAACACAGAUACCCUGACACACAGAUGUGUAUACAUACACACAGUGACACAGAUACACACUGAUAUACACACACGUACACACCAUGACAUAGAUACGCACUGACAUAAAAGCACACACACUGAUACAAACCCUGACACACAGAUUCACAUACACAGAUGCACAUGCUGACACACAGAUGUGUGUGCGCACACACACACACUAACACAGAAGCACACCGACAUAUAUAUAUUAAUUACACUCGCACACAUACAAGUGAUAUUUUUUUUAUAUCUGCAGCUACCCUUCUGUUAGCUUACAUUGUGUGUCCAGGAAGGUGGCUUGGAGUCCUGGUCCAGCUGCUGCUGGUGGGAGAAAGGGGUCUGGAGCAGCUCUUCGUACUCCUCUGGUCUCAUGCUGUGGCUGCCUCCUGCACUGUCUGCGUGCAUGAAGCUGGGAGGAAGUAACAGGCUGUCACUUCUUCUAAGCCUGCUGAUGUUACAGGGGCCUGGUCACUGCGCCCGACCAGGCCCCUGUUCAGCAGGAGCUAUAAUUAUUAUAUAUUUGAAUCUAUAAAUUUGCUGGUGAUUUAACCUGUAUAAUGUAUAGAUUGCAUAUGAAUAUGACCUUGCCCUUCUUGCAAAAGUCCUCCAUAGCACAUGCUGAUAGUUCGUUGUCAAAAUGUCAGGAAGAAAACAAAAUGGUAUAUAAUUCUACCAGUUUUUUUUUUUUUUUGUUUGUGUUUUUUAUUUACCGCAAGCAUGUCAAACUCAAAGGUUAACAUGUGGCAAAUAAACAAGGUUUAAGUUUGUGGGCUGCAAAAAACCCAGAAAAUGCAGUUUUCAUAGAAACGUAGGUUUAUUUAGGAAUGUACAGUAUAAAAAGUCGCCUCACGGACACUGGAUGUCCUCACGCUCAUAGGGCUUCAAAGUAACUAAAAAGCUAAUUUAUUUUAAGGAGACGUGCAUUUGCAUAUAACCAAUGUUUUAGUCCAACUACCUUGACAUAUUAAGAAAAGUUUGGUAAUUUGGUAAUCUUGUUGAUUUUUUUGAAGUCCUAUGAGUGUGUUCUGCACUUUAUCUGAGAUCAUCAAACUUGAUGAUCUCAGCCAAUCCAAUGUUUUCCCAUAGGAAAGCAUUGGGAGGCUAUUGUGUAUGUGUGGCAAAACGCUGCACAGACAAUAAGCAUCUAAAUGGGGAGCGUUCAACGCUUCCAUGCAGACCCAAUCAAAUACACUGUCCCCUCCCCCAUUCUAAAACAUUGCCCCUAAAUCCAAUACAUGGCCACCCUCCCUCCACUCUAAUACAUUUCCCACAAAUCAAGUACAUUGCCCACAAAUCAAAGACACUGCCCCUCCCCCCAUUCUAAUACCCUGCUUACAAAUCCAAUACACUGCCCCCUCCACCCAAUCCUAAUCUAAUACACUUCCCUUCAUCCCUCCACUCUAAUUGAAUACACUGCCCACACUCCCACCACUUUAAUUUAAUAAAUUGACCCUCCCCACACACCACUCUUAAACACUGUCCUUUCCUCCCCCAAUUUAAUACACUGCCCCCCUCACUCCUUCAAAUUAAUGCACUGCCCAUUCCCUCCUCAAUUUAAUACAGUGGGCUCUUCCCUCAAAUUAAUGCACUGCCCCCUCUCCCCAAUUUAACACACUACACGGGAAGGUCUCGCCAGCCCCUUUUCCCCUACCUUAAGAUGAGCUGCCUGUCCCUCCAGUUCCAACCCUGCUCUUCUCUACUCAAGCAUACAAGACGCUCCUCUGGCACUGCGAACAGGAGGGAAGGAGGAGUGGCUGGCCUGCUCUGCAGACAGCUACUCUGCCCUCUUGUGGCUGUGGGAGGAAAGACAAGAAUCCGACAGGAAAGUGGCUGUGACCCUUUGGCACUUAGUGCUGCAAUGUAAAAAAUUGCCGUUGCAGGGGUUGUCUAUCCGACAGCUACUGGGCGAGUUUCCGGAAUCUAAACAGACUUUUGGUCCGUUAUCUGACGCUGGACAUCCUCACGGACCUCCAGCAUCAGUGCUUUCCUAUGGGGAGGUCUAAUCCAUUGCCGCGCCUGCGCAUUAGGUCUCCCCUGAUGGCGGGGGAGGAUCGUGGGCGGAGCCUGGACCAGCGCCGAGGGAAAUCGGUGCUGGAUUCAGGCAAGUAGUUGAAGGGGUUUAAACCCCUUUUGCGACAUGGGAUGGGGGGCACUCCAGGAUUCUCUAGUGCCAGGAAAACGGGUUUGUUUUCCUGGCACUGGAGAAUCUCUUUUGUAUGAAAGACUUGCCAUGCAUGAUAAAAAAGAAUGCAGGCAUUGGAAAAAGAAAGUUCAUGUUGUGCACAGAUAUUACAGCCCCCAGGAAGGCAAUCCUAGGAAAAGAUACAUUCUUGCAUUUUAAAGUGUCAUAGCUAUGACAAUGCAAGUGCACCAUACCAAGUAAAGAUAUCUCUUAAUACUCAUGGCCAUAUACAUAUAAGAUUAUUUUUAUUCACAACAAUAAUCUCUUAAAAGUGAAAAAAUAGCAACUCUGUCUUCCCUAUCAUGUUCUAAGUUACUGGCCUGGGACAAGAGUAUACACAUACUUCAAAGACUAGUAUAAAUUCUCUCUCUCUCUUUCUCUCUCUCUCUUUCUCUCUCUUUCUCUCUCUCUCUCUUUCUCUCUCUCUCUCUUUCUCUCUCUCUCUCUUUCUCUCUCUCUCUCUUUCUCUCUCUCUCUCUCUCUCUCUCUCUCUCUCUCUCUCAAUACCUUCCUCUCUCUCUCUCUCUCUCUUCACUCUCUCUAUCUUUCAUUCUCUCUCACUCUUUAAUUCUCUCUCUCUUUCACUCUAUCCCUCUCUCAUUCUCUCUCUCUCUCUCUCUCUCUCUCUCUCUCUCUCUCUCUCUCUCUCUCUCUCUCUCUCUCUCUCUCUCUCUCUCUCUCUCUCUCUUUUUCUUCUCUCUCUCUCUCUCUCUCUAUAAGUCAUUGCUGACAUGGCUUAAAGCAUGUUUAUGAUUCCUUGUGCUUAAAUGUAAAUUGUGAAAUUUACCUUUUGGAUACAAAAAUGUUUUUUUAACAGUUUUUUUUUUUUUUUAUAACAAAUUGAGUUUCAUUAAAGGACCACUAUAGUGCCAGGAAAACAUACUUGUUUUCCUCGCACUAUAGUGCCCUGAGGGUGCCCCUGCCCUCAGGGACCCACUCCCGCACGGCUCUGGAAGGGGGAAAGGGGUAAAAACGUACCUUUUUCCAGCGCUGGGCGGGGAGCUCUCUGCCUCCUCUCCUCCUCCUCUCCUCCUCCGAUGUCGGCUGAAUGCGCACGCGCGGCAAGAGCUGCGCGCGCAUUCAGCCGGUCGCAUAGGAAAGCAUUCAUAAUGCUUUCCUAUGGACGCUUGCGUGCUCUCACUGUGAUUUUCACAGUGAGAAGCACGCAAGCGCCACUAGCGGCUGUUUUACUUGUUUCUGAAUUAUUUUGUAAAUGGUCCCAAUUGUGCCUCCAAGGUCAGAAUGUUUGGUUAUACACAUUGUCAGGCACACACAAAUAAUUGAUCACUUACUUGAAUGUGAGACUCAUAAAGGUUUUAACACCCUCACUUUUCCAUAUAUCUAUAGGAGGGUGUCCCUGAGGAAACAGAUGAUUUUGGAGAAUUCCGUAUGAGAGUGUCUGACUUGGUGAAGGAUCUAAUCUUUCUGGUGGGCUCAAUGGAGUGUUUCUCUCAGGUAGGUAGUAGUCACGCUAUUUGUUAAAUGUGUAUUGCUUUACAGGCACUUGUAACGAAACCUUAAAUUGAUAUAUGUGGCCUAGUGGUAAUUAAAUCAGUUGAAAAAUUACAACAGGAUAGGUAUUCAAUUCUUGCAUAAUCAAUUAUAAGAGCAAAUAUUACAAUAUGUAGUAGUAAGUAUAUCACAAAUGAGGAUACACUCACUCUUCAGGGUGAGGUACAGAAUGUUUUAUUGUGUUUUACAUGUCAUAUAUAAUGUAUACACAUUUAUUUCUAAACAGUGUUUUUCCAAACAAAACAGUCAGUAAUAGAAAUAUGUAAACUUCUAUCUGUUCACCUGACAUUCUGCGCUUUAGGUCUGCAUAAACAGAAACAAAAGUGAUUUAACUCCUAAAUGGCAGAUAAUUGAGCAGUGAGUCUGAAAGAGCAUGUUCUAUACACUAAAACCACUUCUUUAAGAUAAAGGUUUGGUACUUAGUGUCCUUUAAAAUAACACCGUUGUAUCAUGAAUAACUGCUGAUCCUGAGUUCAGGACUUCAUAAUUAAAACUAUUUCUCAGUCAAACCUUAUUUCAACUGUACCCUGCACCUUUGGACUAAAUUUUAAGAAAUUUGCCAAGGCCUGUCUUAUAGUGACCAUUUAUUUAGUCAAAUGUAUAGAUGUUGGUGUCUUCAUGUGAUAUAAGUUUUAGAACUAUUAUUUAUUGAAUUGCCAUGUGAAAAUCCAGCACACUCACUUUACAUGUUGUCUGUUUGUCCCACGUUUACCACAGCAACAUGUCAAUAUAAUCACUAUAUAUGUAAAGGAUCUAAUUAUGCUUUGCCUUUCUGCAGCUGUAUUCUACAUUGAAACAGGGUAACCCACCCUGGGAAGUGACAGAAGCUGUGCUUUUUAUUAUGGCCUCUAUUGCAAAGAGUGUUGAUCCGUAAGUAACGUUGUCCAUGAUAUGGAAAUUAGAUAACAUAUGAGCUUGUGGUUGUGUUGAGUUUAGAAAAAAGUCUCAGAUGACUGAAAUGUAGACACAUUUUCUGGUGUAUAAUUGCACAAUAAAACUUCAAGAUUUAUCUACAAAGUCCUGUAAGUGCAUCUUCCUUUUUAUUCAUAUUUUGGCAUAAGUGAUUUUACACCCAGGCAAGGACAAAACCGGAUGCAUUUGUUUAGUUAGAUGUUUAAAUUGAACUUCAGGGUUUAAUUUAUAGAACAACCUCUUAAAGGGUUACUCCCAGCACCAUAGUUACUUCAGUGGUUCUAAUUGGUCAUGGUUCUUGGAGUGUGUGCAGCAUUUCAGCAGCGGUGUAAGUCCUCAUUGAAACAUUGCUUUGGAGUAAUCCUUGAAGCAACAAAUACAUAUCUUAUAAUACAGAUACAGUAUUUUCUUUUCGUAACUGAUAACUUUACACCUACCACCUCCCCAGCUGGCAGUAUGCUGGUUUUGUCAGUCUCUCCCAAUUCCCUUCUACCAGAUUGACCUUGUUUUUAGAAAAGGGUAAAAAUUCCUUUAUCACGCCCACAUGCUGGCUUUAUUACCGUUGAAUUAGAGGAAUGUCUUGCAUUCUGCAUAUAUGCCGGUGUUCUUUCAGUCUUCUAUACCCCGUCAGAUUGCUAUACCCCUGUCACUUCCGGGGAGGGGAAUCAGUUGGAUCCUGUGCUGCACAUGCGUGCUAGCACUCCUGCUACUCCUCCACAGCAAGGUCCUGGAAGGUAAGUAAAACUAGUUUUACACUUUCAUUAUAAUUAGUGCAUUCACUAAGCUUAGGACAUGGGACAUUUAGGGUUAAUGUUAGGGUUCAAAUUAGGGUUAGGAUUAGGGACUUGUUCAUAUUUAGUGAUAUUUCACAUUAGGGGAAUAUCACUAAAUAGUGCUUUCUCACACUUUAUUUUAACCCUUACCCCAAAGGUUAGGGUAAGAAUAGAGUGUGAGAGAGGUUAGAAGCACUUACCUAACCCUAAUUUGUACCCUCACUUAACCCUAAAUGUCCCGUGUGCCUAAGCUUAGUGAAUGCACUAACUAUAAUGAAAGUGUAAAACUAGUUUUACUUACCUUCCAGGGCCUUGCUGUGGAGGAGUAGCAGGAGUGCUAGCGCAUGUGCAGCACAGGAUCCAGCUGAUUCCCCUUCCCGGAAGUGACGAGGGAUAGAACACCGGCAUAAUAUAAAUUACAUUUUCUUAUCCUUAAGUUAAACACAACGUUAUCCACAUGCUAUGUUGUCUGUUUUGAUUCAUAAUGUUUUCUUUUCUGUGUGGGUUUUCUAAUUAGAUAUUCAUUUUCUUUUCUUCUGACAUCUAACCAGAGAGAACAAUCCAACCUUGGUAGAAGUCCUUGAAGGAAUUGUGCGACUGCCUGAGUCUGUACAUGUCGCCGUACGUUACACUAGCAUUGAGCUGGUAGGAGAGAUGAGCGAAGUGGUAGACAGAAACCCACAAUUCCUUGGUGAGUAUAUUUACAUGUGUAUCUGAAAUUAUAAUACAGCUGCAAUACAGAGUUUGAACUCUGCUCAUGGUAUAAAAGGAAGUGUACAUUUUAAACUCCAUACAAAGAAAAAUGAUUAAUAUAUAUUGUGUUUGUGCACUUGCAGUGCAAAAUGAGAAACUCUAGGAUAGCUGUGGAAACAUGAUUUAUUGAGUUUCUUUGCACAAGGGUGUCUUUCCUACUUUAGCUAUGCAGUUGUUGCACAACAAUAAUGUAUAUAAUUAUGAUUACAUUUGCUUUCCAGAGCCUGUGCUAUCCUACCUAAUGAAAGGCCUUUGUCAGCCAUCACUGGCAUCUCCUUCCGCCAAAGCCAUCCAGAACAUUUGUUCUGUAUGUCGGGACCACAUGGCCCAGCAUUUCAAUGGACUUCUGAAUAUUGCACGGUCCCUGGACUCCUUUACACUGCCACCAGAGGCUGCUGUUGGACUCUUAAAAGGUACUACAUUCCUGGACUUGUAAAAGCAUCCCAAGUCAUGUUUGAGGCUCAGAUUUAUAUAUUUCUAAAUCACUUUUCAUAAAAUUAGACAGGGAAAUUCAAACUGCAGCCAACAAGCUGUAAGGAUGCAGGAUACUUUUUAAAAAGACAUUCCUGUAAUGUGACAGUGGUAAGGAAGGAUGGGAACAGUAGAGACAAAUCAGUUGAAAUUCAUGCAUAUCAGUACUGGCAUGGGAUGAGAAUGUACACUCAAGAUGCUAGACAACCAGAACUGCACAGAGUGCUGCUUAAUGACUACUUACUUUACUUUUGAAAAAAAUUUUUUUUUGACAUUUUUACAUUUUCAUCUGGUGUCGACAAGGUUUGUGUCCCAGCUUCCAAAUGUAGGAUUGUCCACCAGAUCUUGUACAUGAAAUGCAUGCAUGGUAAUAAGUGCAAUCAGUCGUAUAAUGACCAACUCCAUGAACAUCGCAUUUAUUUGUUAUAAAUUAUGUGAUAAUUACAUUAAUACAUAGAUUUCUGAGUUUGAUGUAUUUAUACUUAUUGUGCUAUGUUUCCGCUCAGGCACUGCACUCGUCUUGGCACGCCUGCCAUUGGAGAAGAUCUCUGAGUGCAUGAGCGAGCUGUGUACUGUUCAGGUCUCAUCACUGAAGAAGGUGAGGGGAAAUACAGUGAGUGGCUAAGUAUUUUCCCAGAGUUUCAUUAUUUGUGGUUUUACACAAUGCAGUGUUAUUAUGAUGUUAUGAUUAUUUUUGAUUAUGCACGGAUGUAUUACUGCCUUAAGGGGAUACUAUAGGCACUGAUACUAUAGGCACUGAAACAAUUUAUUUUAACGAAUCAGUUUAGGUGUAUAGCCCAGCACCUGUAGUCUCAAUGCUCAAUUCUCGGCAAUGUAAGAGUCAAAUCACUUUGUUUAUGCAGCUCUGGUCACACAUCCCUGCAUGUGAUUUGCUCAGCCUUCCUAAACACUUCUGUAAAGAGAGAUGUAAUGUUUGUACUUCCUUUGCUGCGCACAGGGCUGGAGUUGCAUAAGGCCUCGGAGUGGCACAGCUGCUUGAAAAAAUUUUAUAGAUCUCCCUCACCGGCCUAUUCCCCUGUAGUGGGGCCAGUUAAACAGACUGGGAGGUGGUCUUGUCAGCCCUGCUUGAUUUUCUUCACCAGCUCUGUUCUAUUGCAUCCAGAGCAUUGCUGCUGUUUACUGUGGCAGCGCUCUGAUACAUUUCCAUUCGCCAGCUGGCUGGAGCAGCAACAUCUCCCACCAGGGAUCAAGAUUCCCCACUCUAUGGUCAAAGUGAGGCUCAUUAAGGGGGGGUGGUCAUGGUGGUAGGAGUUAGCAUGUGCAGUGUUUCAGCUUGAAACACUGCACAUACUGAGAUAUUGGCACUAAUGUGCCAAGGUAUUGCACUCCUUGCAUGUGACUUUGGCAAUCCAGAGCUCUGUUCCAGACUGCCAAAUGUCAAUUCUGUGCAUAAAAUGUCGUCGUCCACUCUCACAGCUUGCUGGCAACAGACUUAUUGAGGUUGUCCUUCACAGAGUUUCCCCUCUAUGAGAAGCCUUUGAUUGGACUUUGCAUGGUUGUUGUGACAUCAUGGGGGUCGUGGAAAGCUACUCCAGGAAAAUAUAUAUUUCUUGAGAGAGUCUCUAAACAGUAAUGCUCAUGCCCAGUAAUGCAUUCUUUAAUAAAAAGGGUUGGAGUAACUCUUUAAAGGAACACUAUAGUGUGAGGGACACAAACAUGUAUUCCUGACAAUAUUGUGUUAAAAAUAAAUAUUUGGAUCCCCUACUACCACUCCAUGCAAUAAAAUGUUUACUCAUAUUGCAGCGGUUGGCUCUGCCUCGCUCCGCCUCCAUGGCUGAGACCAUUAAACUUGAUUAUCUCAGUCAAUCCAAUGCUUUCUUAUAGGAAAGCAUCGGGGAGCUAUUGUGCAUGCACUGCAAAACAGCAUGCUGCACCAUUGGCCUAUCCUUUUAGAGAUGAAUUAAAUCAGUGCAUCUCUAUGAGGAACAUUCAUCGUCUCCAUGUAGAGCGUGGAUACUCUGAAUGCCAGUGCUGUACACUGUGUAGCCAUAACACUGGAAUCACCUCUAGUGACUGCCACUAAAAGGUGUGUCUGAAAAGACAAUGUUUACAUUGAGCUAAAUUUUUCUGGGGAGGUAUGGGUAGGGAUGUAUGGUCAGAAACUAAUUAAUUUAACUCCUGAAUGGCAGAGAAUUGAACAGUGAGGCUGCAGGAAAAUGAUCCAUUCACGAAACUGGUUCAUUAAAUUAAAGUUGUUUUGAUUCCUAUAUUAUCUGUUUUAAAUGUAGGGCAGAAUUUUGCAUCUCAUCUCUGGGGGGGUGGAGGGAAGGGUGGUUAAAGUGUAUGUGUGUAUAUAUAAUUACUUUGAAAGUUAGAUAUCUAAUCAGUUCUUUAUUAUCCUCCUUGAGAGACAUUAAAAGGAUUUAAUUUGGUUUAAUGUGAUGCUACUUACACUACAAUCAGUGUCACUUCUUUUUCUGGUGCAGUGCUUUCUGAGUAAUUCUGUAAUUUAUCCCUGCAAUUUGCAUUAUUUUUGUUUUAGAGUGCUCUGCUUACAUAAACUCUGAGUGUCUGUCCUGUCAAAUUACUAUCAGGUUUGUUGCUCAAAGUGCAUGUAAGCACAGCUCGAUAAGCCUGUGAGACCACAUUGAAUUGGAAAUCCCACAUGUGGAAAGCUUUUGCCAUAUAGCUUCAUUAUUGAAUCUGUUAGGCUACCAGCAAUGCUUAUUCUAAUAACUACACCAAACUAGCAAAACACAUUGACACUAUGAGGUUAAAAUAAAAAAGGUUCUAUGAUAAGGUCUGAAAUUAUUAGUUAAUCUAGUACUAAAUCACAAUUUUUACAGCAGAAAAGAAAUUCUAAAAGGAGCACAAAAGAAAUAUGGCACACUUACUGUUGUAAUUUUGUGAUACACGUGCUCAUUUGGUCCACAUUUAACGUGAUACAAUACACUAGUACAUUACCAUUGUAGAGUGAGUGUGUCUGUGUGUGUGUGUAUAUAUAUAUAUAUAUAUAUUUUUUGACAAUGUUAUAUACUGUACUGUAAUAAAAUGUCACUUUUAAGGUACAGGUUUAGGUCCUCCUGCAGGACACCAAAAUUUAUAUUAUAUUUCAGUUUUUUGAAUGUAAUGUUUCUGGAGCACACAUUGGUUGAUAUAUCCUCUGCAUUCUAGCCCAAAAGUAUUCCUUUGCUUGAGAUUAUGGUAUACUGUGCCCACAAAACAUGCCUGACCUGGUGUUUGAUUUCUCAAGGGUCACCCUUGACUUGGACUGUGUGUGUUGUUUUCCACUAUUUCUAAUAGAAAUAUGACAUACUUUUCACUCUGCUGAUUUGCAAUAUUUUGUUCAACUUGGACAAAACAUUAAUGAAGUGCCAUGUAAUUAAAAAAACAAACACAAAAAAAACUUCGCUCAGUAGUAGUUAAAACUUAAACUUAUGACGGUGGCAAAGCCCUAAACAAGACAAGAACUUGAAGUAAUUUGGGAAGUGGAGAUUCUUGCCUCUCUACAUAAACUCAGUUAAAGUAUUGGAUUAGUCUGAUGUAGAAAAUUGUAAUACUUUAAAGGCUUUGAUAUUAAAACUUAAAGGGAUACUCUAAGCACCAAAAUGUCUUUUUACACAGCAGUUUUAGUUCAAAGACCAUGUUUAUACUUUCAGAGAAAUUGCAAUGUUCCAAUCAGAAUGCCUCUGUCUGCAGCAGCAAGACUGUGAUGGCACUGAUUAAAAGUUCAAUAGUGAUAAUUAAUUAAUAAAGGGAACCCUCCAAACGGAGAAGUGCGCUCAAGUGGUUAUAGGGCACAGAGGUAUUCCUGUAACCGCUUAAGGACCAAACUUCUGGAAUAAAAGGGAAUCAUGACACGUCACACAUGUCUUGUGUCCUUAAGGGGUUAAAGGAGCACUAUAGGGUCAGGAACACAAACAUGUAUUCCUGACCCUAUGGGGUUAAAACCACCAUCUACCCCCCUGGUCCCCUCAUGCCUCCCUAAAAAUAGAAAACUUACUUGUAUUCAAGCCUGAAGCUACUAGCUCUGGCUCUGUUUUCUUUAGACCUGCCCACUGCCCAAGUGGUAGCCUGGUCCAAUCACAAUACUUCCCCCAUAGAAUUGGCUGAGAGUGACAAAGAGGCAGAUCAGGGGCAGAGCCAGCAUGAUUCAAACACAGCCCUGGCCAAUCAGCAUCUCCUCAUAGAGAUGAGUUGAAUCAAUGAAUCUCUAUGAGGAAAGUUCAGUGUCUGCAUGCAGAGGGUGGAGACACUGUAUGUUUGGAUGCAUUUUAGGCAGCUAUCACCCAGGAAGGAUCUCGAACAGCUAUCUGAGGAGUGGCCAGUGAAGUUAUCACUAGGCUGUAAUGUAAACACUGCAUUUUCUCUGAAAAGAUAGUGUUUACAGCAAAAAGCCUGAAAGUAAUGAUUCUACUAACCAGAACAAAUAGAAUAAGCUGUAGUUGUUCUGGUGACUAUAGUGUCCCUUUAAUAUAUUAUUUUAGGUACAAAAUAAUUGUUAUUUAGAACAGUGUAUUGCCUUGUAAACAUUUUGUAUGUAUGGUUCUCACCCAAAUAAGAUCAAUUGCCAUACUGAACAAUAUGGAACAGUGGAGUAUAUAUAUCCAGCGCACUCGCUUAUUCACUAAACAAUGAUUUCAAAUCUCACAGAUUGUAAUAGUUUUAUUUAACCCCUAAAGGACCAAACUUCUGGAAUAAAAGGGAAUCAUGACAUGUCACACAUGUCAUGUGUCAUUAAAGGUUUAAAAACCUCACCUAGGCAAAAAAUAAUAGUGCUUGCAUAAGCCUGCCACAAUGUGGGAGUCUAGGCCAGCUCCUUGGUUUUGCACCCCUCCCUGUCACAGGUUCCUCAUUCCAGGACCCUAUUUAGCCUUGGCCUGCAGAGAGUCCCAGCAGGAAGUAUUUCCCAAGUCAGUGGAUUAAUCUCAUAAGAGCAAGCAUUAUGCUGCUAGAGUAGGACCUACAUUGACGUUGUUGCAGGCUAAACCCCCAUUAUUUUUUGCCUAGGUGAGGUGUUUUUAAAUAAAACUAUUACAAUCUGUGAGAUUUGAAAUCAUUGUUUAGUGUAUGUUAGUGUGAUGGAUUGUGUAAAAAAAAGAGAAAAAAAGUUGGGAAUCUGGCACUUUUCCUUAAAGUAGUAUAAAACAAAUAAACCAUGGUGCUGCACAGCGUAAAUAUAGAAGAUAGAAAAAAUUAGAGUACUAAGUGGAUUUGGUCCAAAAAGCAAGUCGUGUUGUAUUCAAAACAUCAGCAACGUUUUGACCCAUUGGUCGUCCUAUGGGUCGAAACGUUGAUGAUGUUUUGAAUACAACACAAUUAACUUUUUGGACCAAAUCCACUCAGUGCUCUUUUUUUCAAUCACAUAUAUAUCAUAAACAAUUGUGCUACAUGUAUAUUUUCUUAUUAAAAGCAUUAUACAUGUAUAGUAAGCCACUGUUAUGUGAGAUCUUUAUUGGUGCUUCAUUAUAAAAAAAAAAAAAAAAAAUACAAACAAGGUUAUUACGAAUUAUGAAUUCCAAUGAAUUUCAAAUUUAAAGCCACAGUAGCUGCAUGGAAAGCAUAGCUGACUUAGAGAAUUUUUCCAGUUAAGGCAUUUUGAACUUAAAUUUGAAUUUUCACUUUUGUAAAUAAUGUAAGUAGAAAAAGGUAAAAGCGCACACAAAUUGGUAGAGGUUAGUUACCUGUGAUAUAAUAAUUUUACUGGUAACUGAUAGCAGAUUUCAGUUAAAUUAUUAUAUCACAGGUAACUAACCUCUGCCCUUUUGUGUUCGCUUUUACCUUUUUCUACUUAUAUUGUAUCUUUUUAAGUAUAUGUGGUGGCAAUAUACUUUGGUAUAGCAGCACCUCACAUUGUAUUUAUCCUUAAGCGCCAUCUCUAUAUGUUUUGUUAAUAUUUUCUACUUUUGUAAAUAACCCUAUUAGUAUUCUAAUGCAGUAAGUUGAAAACAUGUUCUAUCUGUCUAUACACAGCUACUUUCCCAAGAUUCUAGUAAUGGCAUAUCUUCUGAUCCUACGUUGUUUUUGGACAGACUGGCUGUCAUUUUUAGGUAAGUCACCUUAUUUAUCUGUAUUCUUAACACUUGUUGUGAGUCCGUGAAUGAGUCAUUUACAUGUCAUUUGGCCAGUACCAGAAAAGUUGAUGAUUUAAAUAUUAAUAUAGAGGUGUAGGGAAAUGCAUUGCCCUGGUUAUGCCAUAUCGCACAUUUUUCAGUGACUGCCUAUUUAAGUGUAUGGCUUAAGAGCGAGAACUUGUGUGAAGUACUCAUUUUGUCAAAAGCUGGCGGUAGUAGUUCUAGUUCUUUAGGAGUUUACAAAUGCAUAUUAAUGCCCCGAGAACUAAUAUAAAUAACAGGUUCUUUGCAUGUUGGUGCUAGAGUGCAUGGUUCUUCCACUAUGAACUUUAACUAAUUGAUGGACUACAAUUUCCAUUUUAAUUUGUGACAGAAUUGUGUAAACAGCGGUUGUUACACUUUUACUCUAUAUUGCAUAGUGUUUGUAUGUUAUAUGUAUCCAGAAUCAUCUGCUUGUCAUCUAUACAUAAAAUGUUUGGUACUGGGAGAUUGCAUUUCCUCUAAAGUGUACAGCAACCAACAAAUGUGCGCUUUUCAUUCUCUCUUCUCUUUUCUAGUGCAUCUAAACAUGUGUAAUUGUGUGUAAGUACAGUUCUAUGCCCUAAAAUCACUUUUAUAAUGUAUUUUUUCUUUACUCCAUUUUGUGUCCUAGGCAUACAAAUCCUAUAGUAGAGAAUGGACAAACCCACCCGUGCCAAAAAGUCAUCCAAGAAGUAAGUAACUGCAGGAAAUUCUAUUAUUUCUGUGUUUUGGCCAUUUGUAUGUAGAAGGUGGGACACAGAUCAGUCUAACAUCUGUUAAAAUUCAUGUAAAUGAGUAUCCAUUUGUUUUAUCAACUGGAUGGCCAAACCACAUUUGUCUAAUAUUCUAUAAUUCAAUACAGCUGUUUUUGUUUUUAUUUUUUAAGAUCUGGCCUGUGAUGUCGGAGACUUUAAACAAGCACCGCGCUGACAAUCGGAUAGUUGAGCGCUGCUGUCGCUGUCUACGAUUUGCAGUUCGCUGUGUUGGGAAAGGAUCUGCUGCCCUCCUGCAGCCUCUUGUCACCCAGGUAUUGUGCAGAUAUCCGUGAAUUGUAUUGAUAGUCUAUUGUGAGUUUUCUAUAAUGUUAAAAUGUUAUCUUUAGAAUGCAUUGUUCUUUAUGUUGAAGACAGUUAAUAUUACUAUGCAGAAGGCAUAUGUAGCAUGGAUAGUAAGAUUUAAUUGUUCUUGUGUUGUGUGGUACUGAAAUAGUUUGGUUGUUUGUGCAGUCUUCUAGUGUUACACUAUAAAAUAACUAGAGGAGUUAAGGUCAGUUUGUCCUGCAACCUUAACAUAGACAGCUAAAAUGCUUGUGAUGUAUAUUUCAUGGAAGCUAUGGCUUAUCUGUAUCAGGCCUGUUUUCUUUAAGUUUUGCUCUUCAUGUCUAGAAUGGUGAGCAUGCCAGAUUAAUUGUGAUAAAAUUUUUUAUUUUUUUUAAAGAAUUUAAGCACAACUGGAUAGGUAACUAAACAUGCGCUAUUUGCUGCAUGCAUGCAUCUCACCGUUUUAGAAAAUGCCAUGUUUAUGUACAGCAUUUCUACCAGGUCUUACAAUUUGAGGUUUACUAGCCAGGCCUUAUUAGUGACUCGCCACUGCUAGCCAUAGAAUUUUGCACAGUAGGGGAUCUUCUACUUGCCAGGGCUACAUUUUCACUUACUAGUGGCGAGUGGAAGUUUCUUACAUAUACGCACCUGCCGUAGGCAUCAUGGGGUUGUGAGGUGACCUCAAUACCGUAGUUUGUUGGUGUGUGGGUGUAUGUAUAUGAGAGAGAGUGAGAGAUAUUACACACUUUGCUGUGCUGUUCAUCCCAGUAAAUGCUUAAAGGAUCACUAUAGGUACCCAGACCACUUUAGCUCAAUGAAGUGGUCUGGGUGCCAAGUCCCCCUAGUUUUAACUCUGCAGAGAAACUGCUAUGUUCACAUUGAGGGUUAAUCCAGCCUCUAGUGGCUGUCUCCCUGACAGCCGCUAGAGGUGCUUCCGCAAUCCUCACUGCAAAAAUCGCAUUGAGGACAUGCUGGACGUCCAUAGGAAAGCAUUGAGUAAUGCUUUCCUAUGGACGGUUUGAAAGCGUGUGCGGCUCUGGCCGCGCAUGCGCUUUCGGAGCUGACGUCGAUUGGGGAGGAGAGGUCACCGGUGCUGGAUUUAAGGUAAGUGGAUGAUGGGGGUUUUAACCCCUUCAGCCCUGCAGGAGGGGGAACUUAAUAACCCUAUAGUGCCAGGAAAACAAGUUUGUUUUCCUGGCACUAAAGUGCUCCUUUAAAUGAUAUUUAUUGAAUUGAGAAAAUGUUACUUCUCUGGAAGUCACCGUUUCUGUUUACAACGUGAAUUUGCCGUAAAAUGUCCUUGUACAGACCUGAAGCUUUAUAUUUGUUUCUCAUUUCCUGUCUCAUUCAGAUGGUAAGUGUAUACCAAAUUCACCAACACUCGUGCUUCCUGUACUUGGGCAGCAUCCUGGUGGACGAAUAUGGGAUGGAGGAAGGGUGUCAGCAGGGACUGCUGGAUAUGCUCCAGGUAAAUGUUCUAUUUCUGCCUAGCCUUUGUAUCAUUUUGUGCUUCAACUUGUAGUCUAUAGCUCUUUCUUUGUUUAUUCAUUAAUGGAGAUUGGUAGAGACGAUGUUUUGCAUUUUACCGAUAAUUCAUAUCGGCCUUGUAAUUUACUGAUAUUAGUGAUAACUUACUCACCUCUCCCAGUCACCACAUGCGGUCUUCUGCAUUUGGAAACUCUACCUGCUAACCAAUGAAGUGCCACGUUGUGACCUCAUGUCAACCCUUUCUGAGAGUCCCUGGAUGCGUAGCUCAGCUGAAGGCAGGGAGAUAAGACCACGAAUAAGCUACUGCUGUCUAGGCAUCAACGGAUAUUGAUUUUUUUUUUUUUUUUUUAUAUUUUUAGAGCCGAUACCGAUAAUCUGUGAACUUUCAGGCCGAUAGCCAAUAACUUACCGAUAUUCUGUACAUUUACCGUUUUGAAAAAAGAAACCAUUUCUACACAAAUCUACUGUUAACUGAACAUGUUUAUUAUUUUAUUUAUUUAUUUAUUUAUUUUUAUUAAGGUAAAUGCACAAAAUAUACAUGCCAGUCGGAAUUUUUUGUUUUCAAGAAUAUAUGUGUAGUGGAUGCAGUGAGAGUAUUUGAUUAGUGAAUGCGGUGUGUGUGUGUGUGUGUGUGUGUGUGUGUAAAAAUAUGUGGGGUUGGAAUCUGUGGAUUUUAUUUAUUUUAUAAAUAAAAAUAAUUAUAUAUAAUUACAUUUAAAAGAAAAUUAAUAAAAAUAAUUUUUAUUCCUCUCUCACUGGCCACAGGUACAAAGUGCAUUACACUCCCUGGUGGGGGAGUAAGGGCUGCAGUGUGUGUGUGAAGGGGUGCAGUGUGUGUGUAUAUGAGGGGUUAGUGUUUGUGUGAGCGGGGCAGUUUUAUGUGUGUGUGAAUGUGUAGGGUGUUAUUGUGUGUGUGUGUGUGGUAGGGAGGGAAGCAGAUCAAAGCAAAUAUAACUUUUUUUAAAAACCAAAUAUAUUGUUAAUCCCCCCUCCCUUCUUAAAUGUUGCCUGGGAGGGGGAGACAUUGCUUUCCAUCCCCGGGAGUCCGGUGUGGAAGCCCUGGUGGUCCCUUUGGUGAGAGUUCACUCUCGCGAGAGCGGAGCAUUGCCGUGGUAAGCACAGCAACGCUCGCGAGAGGAGAACCAGACGGAGCUGCAGGUAGGAGCUCCCCUGGGUCCUCUCUCCCCUGCCGGGUGCCUGUGGGCUGGGGAGGGAGAUCACUGAUCUUCCCUUGCCCCACUGUCUGCAUUAUUGGCAAUAUCUGUAUCUUUAUAGGGCGAUACCGAUAUUGCUAAAAAUGCAGAAUAUCAGCUAGACCAAUAAUUGGUCGAUACCUACUGCUGUCCACAGUCAAACCCCUAUCCACAACAGCACUGUACAUGCUGGGAUCUCACGGAUUCUAGCACGUACUGUGUGCCUGAAAGUAAUAGGUGUGAUUGUUUUCAGCAUGUUCAGUUAAUGCCAGAUUUGUGUAGAAAUUGUUACUUUUUCAAAACUUUAAAUGUACAGAAUAUAGUGACCAGGUAUCGGAAUCAGCUCUAGAAAAAUUCUAUCUGUCGAUCCCUACUUUCAAUCCAUGGUGCCUUUUAGAAUUUUUAAAAUAAUCACUAUUUAACAGGUUAUAGAACAAUAUAUUUAUGAUCAUUUAUGCAAACAAUAUGUUGAGCUUGUGCACAAAUCCUUUUCGCCAAUGACAAAUAAUUUGAAUUCCUAUUAAUCUACGCCCAAACAAAUAAAUCCAUUGUCAGGGAUUUGCAUGAUAUACCCGAUUUGGGUUCUGGAAGAGACCACUCAGAUUUUUUUAAAAAUAAUUAUCUCUACAUGUAUGGCAGCCAUUUCAAUUCACUGUCUGUUGAAUUCCAACACAGACACAUCUCAUUCUACUUAAUGAGGUACUGAUUAGAUUAUUACCUGAACCACAUCUUAUUUAAUGAGGUAAGGUUAAUCACUGCAGUGAUCAUCAUGAUCGUCUUGCAAUAGGGUCAGCUGAAUAACAAAAACAGGGCUAAUAGUACUUCAAAAGUAAUUUGGAAUAAAAAGAUAAUUAUUGACCAUGCCAAAAAAGUUAAAAAAGAAAGAGUUUGAAUGAGGAAAAGUGCUCCAUUCUGGAUUUUUUGAGAGUGCCAGAUUGCUUUUAUCCUAAAAGUUUCAAAGACAGUCGUCCAUUGUACAGCACUAUGGAUUUUGCUGGUGCUAUAUAAAUAAGAACAACAAGCUCAAGCAGCAGACAUUGGGGACAACAAACCUGAAGACCAGCAAAGGCAAAAAUGAAUCUCAACUGACCUGGAUGACUGCCAACUCAUUUGAAUGUCACUCAACAACCAUAGGCUGACAUCAAAUGACCUACAAAAAGAAUGAGAAAUGACAGCUGGGUGAAGUGAACAACAGGAAAGUGGUUUCAGAGUCAGGUGAAGUUUGCAAAAUUGUCUUCUUUAGAGGCUCACAAACCACCGUAUCUCUCACCCUCUGUGAAAUUGAAUCAGUGAUGAAGUGAGGGUGCUUUAGUCAAAUCCAAUAGAUUCAUCUUUGGAAUGGAUGCAUAAAUUAAGGUUAUCUUAGCAAAAAACUUGCUCUGACAAUGUUCCCCAUUUCCGAGGAAUAUUUUUCCUGCAAAACAAUUCUCCAUUACCCACUGCCAGGUCAGCUAACUUGUGGAUGGAGAACACUAGAUUACGUCCCUAUCACGGCCAGCCCAAUAUCCUAAUUAAAGCCCACUGAAAAUCUGUUAUGUGAUCAUGAGGGCGAUAGAAGAUCACAAGUCAUCAAAGGCGAGCUGUAUGAAUUUUGGCGCCAGGAGUAAACUCAACCAAUAGCAAUGUGAAAGACUGGUGGAGAGCACGCCAAGAAACAUGAAACCUGUAAUUAAAAUCUAGGUUGUUACAAAAAAAUAUUGAUUUCUGAAUUCUUCCUAAGUGAAAACAUUAGUAUUCAUAUACUAAGAUAAUACAGUUUUCUCUGCAUUUUUUUCGAGGUCUGAAAUUUUUUUUUUUUUAAUUUAGUAUGUUUUAUUUUCACCAGUUGUCAUUUUCUGCAAAUAAAUGCUCAAAAUGACAAUAUUGUGUGCAAAAUCCCAGUAAUUUAUAGCAUAAAGCAAAAUUAUAAACUAAACGCAAUAUUUUGCUACAACUGAACUUCUGAAGUUUUUUAUCAUAAGCUUCCUGAAAUGAACAGACCUGUUGCAUUAGCAUGCACUGGACAUGCCUGCUUAUAUUUUAAGCUGUGUUCAUCAUUGAACAACCUUUACUGAGCACAUGAUAGGUAUUUGGUUACCAAAAGACCGAAAUAAGUAUAUUUUCAUCUUGGGGAUUUUCUUAGUGUUUGUUUUUUUUUUUUUUUUUUUACAUUUUGUUCAACUAAAUGUAAUUAAAAUUUUAAUUUUCAAGGUACAUUCAUGACUUGCAUUGAUAGCAGUCCGUUAUUAUUUAUGUGAUAAGUGAGUGUACUGUGACCGCACAAAAUAAUUAUGUAAUAAAUCCAGAAGAACUGUCAAUAUUUGCAUUAAAUUUCCAUUUUGUUUUUACAGGCCCUGUGUGUCCCCACUUUCCAACUUCUGGAGCAGCAGAAUGGUCCUCAAAAUCACCCAGAUACUGUGGAUGAUCUGUUUCGGCUGUUCACUAGGUAAUAUUCACUUUGAGGGAAACUACCAAUUGUACCCUUGUCCAUAGUUUGCAUCAAUUAAACUGCAUCUUUUCAAUAUGACUUAUCAAUUCAUAGUUGAUAAUAUUAAAGGGUAACUAUAUUGCCAGGAAAACAAACUUUCCUAUUGGGAUUGCAGUGACGCUGGAAGUCCUUAUGCAGGGCGUGAUGUCCAGUGUCGGUUAGGCGACCAAGUCGCCUUUCCACCCGGAAGUAGUUAACCCUGAGAGGUAAUUAUUACAGUUUAUAAGAACUGCAAUAAUUGCCACACUAGGGUUAUGGAGUGAUGGGAGUUUGCACCUAGACCACUUCAAUGAGCUGAAGUGGUCUGGGUGCCUACAGUGUCCCUUUAACAAUUCUAAUGGAAAUGGUAAACACUAAAUGAAUUCAAUUCACUGAUAAAAAGGCGUCCAUAAUAUUGGCAUUAUGUACUUGAAAGCGUAAUGUAAACAAAGCUGCCAUCUUUUAAAUUGCUUUCAGUUCAGCUACUUUGGUCUUCAAUUUGAAAAUCACUUUGAAUUCUAACUUUAGUGAAUAUAUAUAUAUAUAUAUAUAUAUAUAUAUAUAUAUAUAUAUAUUUUUUUUUUUUUUUUAUUUCCAAAGCAGUCUUAUUUACACCAAUUUUAUUCCCCAGGGUAAAACGUAGCUUUUUAAAAUUUUAUUUAUUUAUAUCUAUUUGGACGUUUAUCAGUUCGAAUAAUGUGAAUGUAUUCUCACAGUGGCAAAAAAAUAUUUGAUUGUAGCAUGAAACCCUUCCCUUCUCUUUAGGUUCAUUCAGCGUUGUCCCAUUGUCCUGCUCCGGAGUCAGGUGCUAGGUCACGUAUUACAAUGGGCUAUUGCAGCCACUGCUCUAGACCACCGGGAUGCCAAUUGCAGUGUCAUGAAGUUCCUGCGUGAUCUUAUACACACCGGGGUGGCCAAUGAUGUGAGUAUUCUGUUAAUCACAGCACAGGAACAACUUCACUGUGUUCUCUUCCUCUUUAUCUGAUAUAUACAUUAUCAAAUCUCUCUGAGAAAUUCUCUCUUCUCUUGAUUCAUCUUUCAUUUUGGAAAGAAGAAAAUACUCCUUGAUCUUUAACUGUAUUGUACAGUGAAAUAGGAGCACUCUAAUUCUUACUAUUCUAUAUUUAUCAUGAGUGAGAGGCUUGGGGACAUGUAUGAACACUGCACCAUCACUGCCAGUGUCUGCAAUUAACCUCUUUAAAAGAAAAAGCAAAAAACUUAUUGAUCAUUAUAUUAUACUAUUCUAUUUACUAUAUUUUAUACUUUGCUUUAAACCACAAAAAAGGAGGAAAAAAAUCCCAGGUAUGACUUAUUCCCAAAAUAAGGAUGUAUAAGUUUAUCUAUUUUGUAGUAACAUGGGCACUAGUUUAUAUAUGACUAAAAGUGUGUGGAGAAAAAAAUAUAAAUCUAUAAUUAUUUAUUUUUAAUGAUCAGUUAAGAUGUAGUUUAACCCCUUAAGUGCGGACGAGGUCCGUCACUCAGGGGAUUGCCAUAAUGACGAGUGACGGACCUCGUCCUUCACGCGUUAAAAUCAACACCAGAUCGCCGCGAUCGCGGGGUUAAUGGUGCUCCGGUCUGCCUCUGUAUUAGAGGCAGACCGGGAGCACCCGAUAGUGCUGCCCCAGCACAUGCGCUCGCCCUGACAGCCUGUCAGAGCGAGCACAUGUGCUCAGUAUACUUACCUUCCGCCUCCCUGCACUUCCUGGUUCUGUGUGAAGUGCAGGGAGCCGGAACAAUGAUGAUCCUGCCCCCUGUGUAAAAAAAAGUUAAAGCAGAGAAGUAAUCCGUCAAAAUUUGCCUUAAAUCUUCCAUAUUUCCAUUUUCUGCUAAAUUUCUAAAACCCAGAUUUUUGCGUCUGAAGUGGUCUUCAAAAUCGUUCAAUUUAAGCUCCAGAUCUGAGAUCUUACAGUGUGCCUUUUGGCAAUCAUCUGUUAGAUUUUUUACAGUAAAGUCCAAUUCUUUAAAUUGAUCCUCAUAUUUCUCAAUUUUUACAGCGAGCACAUUUAUUUCCUGUUUAAUUUCUAAUUUAAUUUCUGCGGCUGUUACGGCCAACUCAGUUUUUAUCUCUUGCAAAUUAGCCUUUAAACUGGAACAUAGAAAAGUGAUUAACAGUUCUUUAUCAGAGGUUGUUUUACCCUCUAAUUCCAGACUUUCUAAGCUGAGGUCCGUAUCAUUCAUCUUCUGUUUAAGACUUUUGUGUUGUGGAGAGAAAUAAGUUGAUAAUGAUUUAUACAGUGAGGGAUAGAAGAUUUUGAGUCAUGUGACUUUUUAGCCGCCAUGGUGUAAAGCCACCUGGGCGGGAGCCAAUUGAUAUGAAACAAUUGACCGGUAUUAAUUAAGGCUGCAAAUCCCCAAUUUUAAAAUUAAAAAAAUAAUUCAAUAACUGGUGAGUCACAAUAGGAGUAAGAGUUCAGAAAAAUAGCAAAUAAUAUUCACUUAUCUUGUGUAGCAUCUGAUGGGGUUUGAAAACAGUAUGCAGAAUAUCUCCCUGUCACAGGAAGCAGUGGGAUACAAUAAGUUGUCGUUUUAAUAUCCUCUAAUUCUUCUGGUUUAGUUUACAUCUGAGGAGAACAUUAUUGAAAAAAUUAAUUGUAUAACCAAUUCAAACUAUUUUGCAGUUGAGUUCAGGACUAAGCAGCAAGUUAGUUCGUCACAGUAGCUGGUAUAUAAUACCACUCAGGAAUGCUGCUGAUGUUCUGACUGCCGCAUGUCUAUUACAGAAUCGCCGGCCGUGAUUAUAGAUGCCUUGUUUGUAAUAUGCAUAAAAUGGCACAUAUAAGUUAACUGGAACAAGCCAAAGAUAUAAGCUGGAUCUCCCGAAUUGAGUGAAGGGAUUUAGUGAAAUUGAUCAACCGCAAAACUAAUAAACGGGGAGAGCAGUCCUCUGGAUCAGCUACCUCAGGUCGUGCCGUUUCAUGGCGCGUCGCCACUCCUCUUCCGUCAUGGCCUUCCCUAAAAACUCGUUUUUAAAAGUAAAAAAAGUUUAAGUAAAACAAUACAUUUAAAAAUGCUCAUUACCACUACACUUGGUACAAGCUAGCAGAAAAAUUAUCCCACGCUAAGGUUCAAAAUAUGCGUUUUGAAAUACCCUGGGAUGUCUUCUUUAACCCCUUAAGGACACAUGACAUGUGCGACAUGUCAUGAUUCCCUUUUAAUCCAGAAGUUUGGUCCUUAAGGGGUUAAGAAAUGGUAUGGCUUUAUGUGGUAUUUGUAUUAUAUAGCCUGGUAAAAUACUCUAAAAUGGAACAUGGACACAGUGUAAAAAUGUAAAGUUUGAAAAAACUGGAAUGGCUGUGUCCCAAAUGUGCCCCUCCGAAGUCCACAUAUACCUGGCAAAGGUACAUACGUAUUGCUGUACUCAGCCGACAUAGAUGAGCAACAUAUUAAGUAUUAUACAUUGGUAGCACACAUAAGGUUUGCAAAACAUACUGUGCAAACUCACUUUGUGUGUCAAAAAUGAUCCCACGCUAAGGUUCCAACUAUACCUUUUGAAACACCCUGGGGUGUCUACUUUAAAAAAUGGUAGGCCUUUGUGGGGAAGUUUGAAUUUAAACCCUGCUAAGAUGCUUGGAAAUUGCACAUAGACCCAGCGUCAAAAUUCAGAGUUCGGUAAAAACUGAUAUGGCUUGGUCUCCUAUAUGGCACUGUAGCUUCACAAAAUAGUGCCAAAGACAUUCAUUGGGGGUGUCUUUUUACUCAGAAGACUUAGCUGAGCAUAAUUUGGGGGGUAUGAACUUAGUGACACAUGUGAAAUAUACAAAAUGCCCAGCAAAAAUGCAAUCCAUAUGUAAAAAACGCACAAAAUUAUUUUUUAUCACAUAAUUUGGCAUAUAUUGGUGAAAAAAUUAGGGCAUGUUAAGGCACAAUAUGCACCUUAUGAGAUACCCUGGAGUGUCUACUUUUACAAAUGGUAGGCCUUUGUGGGUCUUUUUUAUUUUUUUAUUUUUUUUGAACAGUCAAACUGUUAUAAUACCCCAAAUGGAAGCAUAGGCUUAUUAAAUCCGUCUCUCAAAAUUCUACUGUGAAUACUGAAAAGGACAGGUCUCCUAUAUGACACUGUAGCUUCACGAAAUAGUGCCAAAGACAUACAAUGGGGGUGUCAUUUUACUCAGCAGAUGUAACUGAACACAAAAUAAAACUUUGUACAGGAAUAGCACACACCAACGUUACAAAAUACACAUGAGAAUUUCUUUGUUAUAAGUUUGUGUGCCAAAAACCAAAAAAAAGCCACAAUUUUACUCCAAUAUUUAGCAGAGGUUGGCGGUGAAAUGGCUACGUAGAAAGUGUCAAAACAACCUUAGGUAAAUAGCCUGUGAUGUCUACUUUCUAUAAAUAUAUACUUUUGUGUGGCAAUUAUGUUUUCUCUAAUGGCUAUUAAGCUUACAAGACAAACAUACCAAAUUCUAAAAUCGCUCCACAUUAAAAGUAUAUUUUACUCCAUGUGCUUUGUGACCUGUAACUACCAAAAAAAACUUAAAAUCCCAGACACCUUAUAUAUUCUGUAAAUCAGAACAACUAAAUGAAUUUAUCCUUAAUCUCCACUAAUUAUGCACACAUUGUUAUUGCAAAAAUAUUUUUUUAUAAGUAUAUAUAUAUAUAUAUAUAUAUAUAUAUAUAUAUAUAUUUUUUUUUUUUCAAAUUAAAGCCCUUUCUGUCCUUUAAAAAAACGGUAUAUAGAGGGGGUGUGGCUAGCCGAGCUACAGAGCGGUCCAGGUUUUACUGAGCUCCCGCUCCAGAAGUGUAAAACUGCCUAUUUUGCCACAAAAGAGAGCAAACUUUAACUUUGCCGACACCUGAGGGACCCCCUCCUCCCCCAAGAGAGAGAUGGGGCACAAACACCGAAGAUUGGCCAAAGCUGAGAGCAACAGUCACACAGAUAUCCGACUGUCCUUCACCAGACCACUGCCGCAGGCCCGACUAAAUAUGGCGCCCGUGGAAACACACAGCUCCAGCGACUCAGAGCGAUCACUGGAGAAAGAGACAUCCCAAGCACCCAAUUCCAGCAGCGGGAUAUACCAGAGGUCUGACUCAGACAAAUCCCCCUCCACCAAGGGAGAUAUCAGAAACCUCCUGAGGGAGGUAUUGAAGGCCGACCUCACUGGAGUACAGAAGAUGAUCGGAGGUCUGAACCGCCGUAUGAGAGAAGUGGAGAGGGGAAAGAGGCUGGACGAUACCAGCUCCCGCCUAAAUACUCUCACCCAACAAGUGCAGCGCCUCUUCCGCACAGUAACCUCCCUAGAGACACGGCACCGACGGGAAAAACAUCAGGAUCCGUGGGGCCCCAGAGUCAAUAGGCCAAGAAGCCCUGAUAAGCUUUACCCACGAGGUCCUGAGAGAACUCUGAGUUCAGACGGACGCAGAGCAACCACCAAUAGUGACAGCCUUUAGGGUCCAGAAGGCCCUCACAGCACCCGCGGACGCACCCCGGGACAUCAUAGCCACCACCAGAGACACUAACGUGAAGUCCUCUAUAAUGGCGCGGUCCAGACAAAGACCAAGUCUGCUAAUAGCCAACACAAAAAUCACAGUAUACGACGACUUACUUUUUGCAGUCUUACUUGAAUGGCGUAGGUUCGCACCGACCACCCGGAUCCUUCGAGACAAAGGCAUUAGAUACCAAUGGGGACUGUCGGGAACACUGGUGGUGCCACAUGGGGACACAGUACACAUUCUAACGGCCUCUGAGGAUCACGCAGAAUUCCUGAGAGGCCUUGAUCUGCCAGCACCGCUUCCAGCGGCACGGCAAGCGGUGGCAGCCCAGUCGACCGCGAACCCCACAGGGAAAAGGAAACUAGCCUUGGACGCACAAUCACUAGAGCGGAAAGACCCUCCAUAGGACUCUCCAACCCAGGGAUAACCCAGCCGUGAUGGCAGGGAGGGGAGGCCAACUACCGCCCACAAUGGCACACCCGGGACUGAUCUCUUGGGCUUCCAUACUGCAAAUCCUUACCUGCACUAACCCCAUAGAGGGCCUUCACGCAAGCCCCAAUGUGUUGAUGUAAAUAACUGAAGGCUAAACGAGUGCUCCUAAUUGCUGAUGUAUUCUAUUCUUUAUUUUUAUUUUAAUGUUUUUUUUUUCCCUCUGGUUUAUUCACAUGUAAUGCCAUGACUACCGUUAUCAAUGCUUUUUACUCAGACUGGUUUUACUACUCAGACCCCCACCAUGACUGAGUUUCACGGACAAGUAGAGACCCUUGGGACCAUGUGGGUUUCACCAACACGCUUACAGUAAGGGGGGGAACAUGGACGGAUACAGACCACACCCACUAUGUCGCACACGAAGACCCACCCAGGGACAUAUAGCACCGACACUUAAAUAGCCAGGCCCCCAUUGGAGGACGACAUAAGGAUACCCGACACCGAACGGACACCCGACCAGCUACAAAUAACACGCCAGUAACCCAACAACCGUCCCAGAGGGGGGAGACAUAUGACGUAACUGUCCUACCAAUAAACCCCUUUUUUUUCCUCUUCUCAUUACUUUACUUAAUAUUGUUUCUCUACCACACUACUAAAAUGAUUUCAGUACAUGGCUAUAAGUUAUCGCACAUAUAGAUCCGUCUUCGGACAGUACAAAUGUUAUUCUGUUAAACAACACUCAUAACGGCGCAGCAUAAUACUAUAUGACCAUGUGCAAUACUCUGCUCGCAAUCGCUGUUGUGGCGAUGCGGGAAUGUGUGAAUCCCAUUUAAUGCGCUAUGAAAAUGAAAAAAUAAAGAAUAAAAAAAAAUACAACUGUAUAUAAUAUGUUGGUGCAAUAAAUUAGUAAAAUGCAAAUUCCAGUUGAACACAAACAGCAAAAAAUGCUGUUGUCAUUAAGUGAAAGACAAGCUUCUGAAGCUCUGUCCUUAAGGGGUUAAAAUGGAAAUGCUAAUGUAUGUCAGUUUAUUAUAAAUAUCGAUUUUUAUCAUUUGGGUUCUCCUUUUUGUAUUUUUUUUUUUUUUUUAAACUUGAUCAGAAACGUACAUACACAGUCACAUACUAGAAUUCAUGGUAUAAUUAUUCCUCUCCCCCAAUCUCAAAGCAGUGCUCACACCAGCAACAGUAGUGCUUUAAAAUGUAAAAUAAAUAUUCAAAGAACCUUUACUGGCCCUGUAGUGAUUAUGGUGCCAGGAGUGCUCUGACACAAUUCUAUUGUAGAAUGCCAAAUUGAUUGACAAUUUACCCUGCAGCCACAUCUCCUCUGCAUAUGGUCUUCAGCACAAGAAGGCGUGUGUCACUUUAAGGCAAAAAUGGCCAAAGGUACUCAGCAGCUUAAGUGAUUAUGGUGCUUUGUUUACUUUUUAAAUUGAGCAUAAUUUCAUUCAAGUUGCAGGGUCUAAGGCUUUGCAUUAAUGUCAAAUGUGAGGUGUUUCGUUUGACAUUUUAUUUGUAUUUCAUAUUGUUUUUCACCUCAAAUAAAUAUGGGUUUUUUUUUUGUUUUGUUUUUUAAAUCUGCAGCAUGAGGAAAACUUUGAGGUACGCAAGACGUUGAUCCAGGAAGUGCUGAACCAGUUUGGACAGCAGCUAGUAAGCCAGUUGCUUCAUGCAUGCUGUUUCUGUCUCCCACCUUACACUCUGCCUGAUGUUGCUGAAGUCGUAUGGGAGAUCAUGAUAUUUGACAGACCGGUAAGAAAGAGUCCAUAUUCUAAAUGAUGAAUACAUACAUUUUUUUCACAACACUAGUGGGCCAGAUGUUCUCGAUUACACACAUUUCAGAAUGAAAAUGUAAUAAUGCUUUGCAUGCUAGGGUGCUGAUUGGAACAUCUUAUGGGUCUUUCUCUUAAAAGUGUCUUAAAUGUAAAAUAAAAAAAUUAAAAUCAGCAAUUUUUUUUACUUUUAAGAGAAAUCCACAUUUUUAUUGAAGUCCUUUUAUGAAAGCUUGAACUCCUAAGCCAUCUUUCUUAGCUCCUAAGAGCUAAGAGACUCAGAACCUUAGACAUCCUGCCUUUUAAUGUACAACAUGCUCAUAUCUACCUAGAUACUUUCCUUUCUAAUACUGACCAUUUUUUUUUUAUAUUUUGACAUCUAUACUUGUGACGGAAAGCUAUCUGGGAUGUUAGUCUACCACAGACGCUCAUGAUUCUUUGAAUUUAACAGAUAGCCAGGGAAUCAUGGGAGUUGUAGUUGAAUACAUCUGGGGGGCCGCAGGUUGUGCAUGCCUGUCUACCGGCAAAGACCAUUACUGAUAACUGAGGUCAAGCCAGAGGCUACAGCAACCCUCAGUUUUUUGGCCUCUGGAAUGGCUUGUCCUCCCAGGCAAGUAUUGAUCCCCCUGCUCUUGCUUUCGCCACACAGGUAUUCCUAUCCUGCUUCUCUCCGGCAGGUAUCAAACCGUCUGCCAGUCCUGCUUCUCCCAGGCAGGUUUAGAAAGGUCUGGCCAGCCUGCUUCUCCCAGGCAGGUAUUAACCUUCCUGCCACUGCUCCGUCUCCAAGGCAGGAAUCGUCCACUCUGCCAGCAGUCCUGCCUCCACCUACUGCUUUUACAAAGGUACUUGCGGCUUUCAGGCCUAGCUCUUUUUUUAAUCUGUAUCCGGCACCAUGGAGUAAUGCAGCCAGGAAGCAUGAUGUUUGGAGACUCUGCUACUGGAAUCCCCAAAUAAACUAGACAGGAGACACAGUUCCCAAUGGAACAAGCACACAAUACUUUUACAUUUAGUUGCUUGUCCUUAAACAUGUGGUGAAAACCAUUUUAAAAUGGAAAUAUAUAGGACAUUGGAGAACAAGCAAAUAUAAUUAAUACGUUAUAUAUGUGUAACUCUUUUUUUCAAACACAAUAUCAAGCAACAAAACAUUCAACUACUAAGGUGAUGGGGACAGACCGCCAUGCCGACAGGUUGCAUGCCUGAGCAGCUCCUGGGGGCUUCGGCUUGAAGAGCUGAAUAUCAGCGGAGUUUGACCCUAUCUGGAGCCAAAAGGUGGGGAACUGCUACUUGGACGAUAGCUGGUGCCGGGCCUAAAUCCGGAAAUUCUAAAGCCUGAAUCUAUAUGGGACCUCAGAAUUUGAGGCCUAGUCGAGUGAGGAGCGAGGUGGACGGCCGCCCCCUUGCUUUCUAGUUCACUGCCCCACACAUGCUCUUCAAAGGCACAACUGACUGGUCCUGUUACCCCUUCUCUCCCCCCUCCAGGACCGAUGGGGGUCAUUCCGAUCCCCACCAGCACACUUCUCUACUGGACCUGCUACUUGAUAAAGACAACCAGAGACUAACCGCUAAACUCAUCUAAGAUGGCGGCAACUACUCUUCCUAAACACAAGGCAGCAGAGAUGCACCUGCGGUGGAAAGAGGUCUGUUGGCAUGCUUCUGAGGAUCUGCACACACGCUUCUGGAGGAGAGAGCCAUGCAGCUCAACUUACCGACUAUUGAUCCGGUGCUUCCAAAUCCUGAAGGGUUCCUGCGCCCCUGCUCAUCGACCAGACAUCAGCUUCCAGAACAGCGAGGUGUGGAGGGAGAGAACCUAGAAGAUGACCCACAGGCUCUGAACAAGGAGUUCUCUGUGCACAAAUGGCGUGGAGGGCCGCUUAAUCUGGCAUGCUGCUUAGAAUUAUAAAAACAAUAAUAAUUAUUAGAAAAAACAAACCCUCAACUACUUAUUUGGUUGCACUAAUUUGCAUACCAGCAUUAAGUAAAUGUACACAUUUCUAUUCAGUCAGCAGGAGCUGCAGAGUUAUCACAAUACAAAUGCAUAAUUUUUACAUUGACUGCUACUAUCCCAACACACUGCACAUAUAUUGGGCAUGCAUAUACAGGUAGUUCCCGACUUAACAAACUAAUUGGUUCCGAAGCCUAGUUCAUGAAGUGAGAGUUUAUAAAGUGAGAACUAAUUUCCCAUAGACACAAUGUAAUAAAUAUGGGUUCUGUGCCUGACCAACAAAUUUUACCAUUGAAAACCUAAAUUAUUAAAUACAAAUACAAAAUGAAAGCAUAGCAAAUACAUGUAUGUUGUAGGAACGUUAAAGGAAUACAUAACAUACUGAAAUCUUCAUCAACUUAUCAUCAAUCAUCAUCACCCUCAAUGAAGAGACAUGCCGUACUUGUUGAAUGAGGGCACCUCUCUACAGCUUUCCUACUUAUUCAAUUUCUUCUUUAUCACUUUUCUUUUCCUUUUCUUUUUUACACUUUUCUUUUACUCCUUUUCUUUUUACUGCUCUCAAACUCACUUCCCUCUCCCUUGUCUUCAGGCUAUUCAGCCCUCCUCCUUACUGAUGCUGCUUGCCAAAAAAACAUCUCUCUCUCUCUCUCUAUGAAAGUGCAGAAAGCCUACAGGACAGUUUAAACCCCUUUUUUGACUUACCUUUAUCUUCAGGAACUGUUCCUGAUCCUAUUCUCUCUUCUUUUCUACUCCUGGACACAAAUUCUAUUUCUUCUCUUCUUGUUUGUGCUCCAAAGCACUCUCCUCGGUACUGAUCCAUGGACAGUUGACACAAAAUGGCGGCGCAUCCAGGGAAAAGUUCAUGAAGGCCGGAGUUCAGAAAGCGGGAGUUCAUAAAGCAAGAAAUACCUGUAGUGUCAUUUCUGUCUUUUUCUUUACCUCCUGUGGCUUAUACUUUUAUGCUGGAAAGGAUUUUAGCCAGUCAAGUGCAAUGAAUCUCACAUAUUGAUUUUUCUGCAGCAGUUGUGUAAAUUGUGUGAUGAAUUGUCUGAAUCUUUCAUUUUCCUUAUCUCUAUAUACUAUUUAAGGCGAAACUAUGAAUGUUCUACACAGCACUCUAUUCGAUUUAGCAUGCUAAUUAACAGAUUAUACAGGUUCUAAGCUACAGUAUUUAUGCAUGCCAUACUAUAUCCUAUUCACAAUGCUUUAUAGUUACAAUAUCUUUGCCACUGUCAAAAGUUUCUGUACUGCUAUAAUUUUGCCAAUGAACACAUAACUUUAUGAUUUCUGUAAUGUUAUCUUACCUUUGCAAUAAACCCUUCUUAAAUAAAAAAAAAAAAAAUCCUCUGCCACUAACCAGUUUUUAAAAGUUACUCGCCGCUGCAAGCAUGGAGAGUCCAUGUCCAGUUUACCAAAGGUGAAUGCCACAGUUACAUUUUCUCUUGCCAAUGCGAGUGGAAAUUUGUUCCUUUCAUCUGUAAAGCCUUUUACUAGUCAGAGAGAAGUAAGUUAUACGUAGUUCUAUAUUGCAGCUGUAACAAGUGUUCAAUUUCUUGUCAGACAUUUUGCCGGUGGCUGGAAACCGCAUUGAAAUGUUUACCAAAGGAGACAUCAGGUGGAGCAGUAACAGUGACACACAAGCAGUUAACAGACUUCCACAAGCAAGUCACAAGGUAAAUUUAAAAAACAAACUGUAAGUAGAAUGACGUAUAUUCAUCACAUGUUGAAGUGGAAAUAUCUUUGUCCCUACUUGCUGAUAAGCUCCUGUAAACCAACACAUUCAAUAAUGUGUCUGAGUGUGAGCGUCUUAUUGUUAUGUAGACCUAGCUGUAUUAGUUCCUAUCCAUCCUCUGGUAGGACUUGGAAUGUGACACAGUGCAUCAGCUGCUUAGUUUGUAGCAUCACAGGUUUGUAGCAUCUUCUUCGGUUCUAUGAUACUGAGAAAAUAACUUUUGACCUGUAAAGCUCGCCAUUAAAAUUCAAUUUGUAUAUAAAAAAAAAUUACAAUUUUGCACUAUAUUUGAAUUUUGACAUGCUUGCCUCAGAUUAUCCCUUAAACAAUCAGGACCGAUAAGUGAAUUUUGAGUCCUUUCCAUAAAUUGCACUUGAUGUGUAAAAGAAAAACUGAAAGGGAUUAUUUGUAUUGAAUUUUUUGCACUUUUAUAACACUUUACAUACUUCAUGUUGUAUUUCUUACCUUAAAACAACAUGUAAUAUGACUGGGUGCACUUAAAUUACACUGUAGUAGUUGUGGUGCUUAUAUUGUUCCUGUAAAGUACAGUGUCAAGCACAUAAAGCACUUCAGCUUGUUGUAGUGCUUUAUGUGUGAAGUGUCAUCUUUUUAUUUUCCUUUUUUAAUUAUUUUUUUUUUUUUUACACAAAAUGUGCAGUCAGACAACCAGACCUGUUACUUCCUGGUUUGUUUAGCCCAGUGAAGCUAAACUCAAGAGGCAGCAAUUGCCCAGAGCUCCUGCCCUGCAAAGACUUCUCCUUGAGCUGUAUUGGAAAGGCUGUGAUUGUACAGCCACCGAAAGUCUGGGCUGGGGCAGAAAAGAAGGGUGGGGGGCUUGCAAUGUCUACAGACAUUAGAUAUGCAGCUUUUAUAGGCUGUUUUUAGAUAUACUCCCAAUGUAUAAUUAAACACUUCCAUGUUUUCAUUUAGGGUAGAUCUACUAAAAAAUAUAUUUUUUUUCUUUUUGGAAGUGGAGUUUACCUUUAACUUGAAUAAAAUUGAUUCUUCCCUCAGGCAUUCUGCAAAAUGUAGGGUUAAUUGCAGCAGUAAAAUGCAUAUCAGGGAAACUCCAUAUUUUUUUAUUUAUUUUUUUUAUAGAAAAAGAAAGCAUGGCUCCAAAACCCAAUUUUUCACUAGCUAUUGGCAAGUGAAAAUUCAACCCUGGCGAGUGUAACAUGAACACUCCAGUCUUGCAGUGGGGAGUAAUUUUUUGGCCUGGCUGGUAGCAUAGUAUUUUAAAGGGACACUGUAUGCACCCAGACCCUUUUGCAGCACUAAGUCUGCCUCCAGUGGCUGGCUACCAGAUAGCCACUAGAGGGCUUCCUGGUUUGAAACUGACCUUUGGUCCAGUAUCUGACGCUGGACGUCCUCAUGCUCUGCAUGAGGAUCUCCAGCGUCCGAUUUUCUCCCACAGGGAGGCAUUGAUUCACUGUUUUCCCAUGGGGAUGUCUAAUGCCCACGUGGCAUUUGCUGCACAUGCACAUUAGACCCUGCUCAGGGCAGAGUGCCGACCCAUUGGGUGUGGGGAGGGGAUGCAGGGGACGGGGGAGGCAGUGGGAGCGAUAGUGCCAGGAAUACAGCUUUGUAUUACUAGCACUAUAGUAUAAAUUUAAGUAUUGAGCCAUGUUUUGUGUAUUUUGAAACAGAGAUUGUAUUAGUAAUAUGUGAAGUUGAAUUAUAUGAAAUAAUGUACAUUUCUGUUUAGUUUCUGUGCAACUGCAGUAUGGUACAAAAAUAGUGGGUAUAAUUAAAGGACAUGCUUUCCUUUACUUUAGUUUGUUUAUGAGCAUAGUGGCAGCAAUUUUCACCCAAUACUAUCAUGCAUGUAUGUUUUAGCUCAUUCCUUACUUUGUAAUCAUGAAAUUGGUAUAUAAUGGAUUGCAUGUGCUUUGCAGUGCUGAGGAAUGUAAACCGGUUUGCUGGGCUCUGAGAGAUUUCACUAGGUUAUUCCGAUAGCUGCGCUCGUUCACCCAACCUGUCUUAUGUGGUGAGUAUGUACAUAUACAUAUCUUCAAUGAUGUUGAGAAGAGAAAAAUAUAUUCCUGAUACAUCCUGAUUAACCAGAAACAUUGGCAGUCGCUGCCUACAAUGUUUGAUAGCGAUUUGUCUUAUGAAGUUACACAUAGAAACACCCUAUACCAUGAGUCUUUGUUUUUAAAAAGUGUGGUUUUAUCUUGGAGGUGCAUUUUUGAUAAUUAUUUAUCCUUCAAAAACUUACCAUUGUACCUUGUUUUAUCUUUUUUUUUUUGCAAAUCCUGCUUGAUGAUUCAUUUUCUAGUUCUGCCCUCAACACCUGUCUUCUCACUUCUGCUUUCAAUGCCACCAAGACACUGAAAGAACUGUCAAGUUUCUAUUUUUGACAUUUCAGAUCAGGUUCAUUGAAGUAAACACUAUUGAUGUGUAUGGUUUUUCAUACUGCAUUGAAAGGUUUUUAUAAAAUCUUCUUACCUAUGUCAACUGGGUUACAGAUGCAUUAACUAUGGUAAUUAUGAGCCUGCCAUAUUUUAAGGAUACCAAAUAAGGGAACCAUACCUACUAAACAGCUCCCUAAUUUGGUAGCCUUAAAUAUGGCAAUCACACAUAAGGUACCAAUUAUAAUUAGAGAAUUAUCUACUAAAAAGUUGAUAGAGCAACAUUAAGAAUAUCUUUUUUUAAAAAUUUUUAAUAUGGCUUUUAGCGGUCUAGUAGAUGGCUCCCUUAUUUGGUAUCCUUUUUGUGGGAUUACCAUAUAUAACAAUACAAAAAUAGGGAGCCAUCUACUAAACACAGCCCCUCCCUAAUUCAGUACCUUUAAAUAGGCCAAUCUCACACAAAGGUACCAAAUUGCUUAUUUUAAACAGCUGAAAGAUCACAUUAUUCCGAAAUGGAAAAUAUUGGGCAAAUUUUGACAAAAGCUAAUCUAAACUUUGUCCUGUUCCCCCACCCCAAUGAAUGUGCAAAUCGUUUCUUACAUGGGUGUCCACCAGCCGCAAGUUUUUUUUAGGCCUAGUUAUGCUGUCCACUCUCUUGGUAGAUUACAAUCUGAAUAACACAUUUAUGUUUACAUUAGCACCAAAGAAUGAAUAAGAUGGUGCAUAAUUGAUUUUAAAGUGCAACUAUAGAAUUACCUACUGUAUCACUAAUACAUGCAGCAACAAAAAGCCUGCUAAAAACAGAUUCUUAAUAAGCAAACCAUAAAUUGGUGUGGAAUAUCAAUUAAACAGUUUACAAUUAUCUUACAAUAUAUAUCAUGCAAAUUUAAACCAAUUAAGGUGCAUAGGUGACCACUAAUUCUUCACACAAUAAUGGUAGAUGUAUUAAGUGCAAAAAAAAUCACCAAAAUCUUAAGAGUGGUUUUUCAGCAAUUAGCAAACAUAACAACUAUACUUACACAUUAUCCAUUCGAUGAUCUCAAGGAUCUAAAAAUAUUACUAGUGCAACACUGUCAUAUAUCAACAACUUAGAUAAAAAUCUGAUAUGUAAAACUCACAAACAUGGUGGUUGUAGUACCACUCCAAAGUGAGGGUUCAAGGAGGCUCAGCUCCUUGUAAAAUUAGAAUCCAAUAGAUUCACUAUCAGGCAAACUCUUUAAAAAUCUUUAUACUCCCCCCAAAAGUGUGUUUUUUUUGUUUUUUGUUUUUUUAAUGUUGUGGAGCACUGAAGGCAGAUUCCAAGAUCCAAAGUCCAGCUACCUGCCCUUACAAGACACAGUCUGGGGUGCACUUUAGGUCCUUGUCAGUCCCUUACUCUUGUUGGUCUUACUAUCUUACUGCGACACAUUCCCUCUCUGCACUUCUGGGUUUGGCACAUGAUGCAUUUUGCCCCACCUCCUGGGGCUUUCUUAAACGUGUGAGGAGUCCUCCCUCUCCUCUCCAGUUUAUAUAGUGACUGUGUAGACUGCUCUGCAGACUAUACGACUUAUCCCUGUACAAUCAAAGUACACUUAUUUAUUACAAUCCAUUAAAUCAAUCACAAAAUGAUUUCCUCAAAUAUUCUGAUGUCAAUUGGGUGUAUAUUUCAACCAAUCGAACAUACCAUAAAGAAACGAAAUACAUAAAUCACUUAAUCAGAUUAUAUAAAAACAGUAUGUCCAAAGCUAAAAAAAAUAAAAAAAAACCUGGUUCUAUGAAUAAAUAAAUCUCAAGUCAGAGAAGUAAUAUAAAAUAUAUAUAUAUAUAUCUAUAUAUAUAUAUAUAUAUAUAGAUAUAUAUAUCUAUAUCUAUCUAUAUCUAUAUAUAUAUAUAUAUAUAUAUAUAUAUAUAUAUAUAUCCUGUAAAAAGUUUCUAUUCCAUAAUGUAAUUAUGGAAUAAAAGCGAAGAACAGGGAGUUAUUAAAAAUAUAUAUGUAACAAAGGCACUAUAUAUAUAUAUAUAUAUAUAUAUAUAUAUAUAUAUAUAUAUAUAUAUAUAUAUAUAUAUAUAUAUAUAUAUAUAUAUUAGACACACACACACUGAACCAAUAUAUAGGCAAAAUUAACAAACAACCAUGUAAUCUCAAAAAAAUACCGCCAGCUUUAAAAAAAAAAAAAAAAAAAAGGGGUAGUUUGUCUAAACAACGACUUUCAACCUACAAACCAAAGAAUAACAGUUAUUAGCCAUAUCAUACCAGGAAGAUGUUACCAAUUAAAAAACAAAGGGGUAGAUUGUCUAAACAAAAAAAAUUAUAAUAAAAAAUUCUGCAAAUCAGAUUCUAUAUUUAGACCAGAUGGGGCUAAUGUUUCCAAAUAAAAAAAACCUUUUCUUCUCUUCCUGGCCAAUCUUCCUAAUAAAAUCCCCUCCUCUCUAAUCCUUAAAAACUCUUUUUAUCCAUGAAAAUUCCUAGCCUCCUGGAUCCUGAUUAUGCAUAUUUUUAAAAUGGUCUGAAACAUUGUGGCUCUUUACCCCUCUUCAGAUGUUAUAAAUAUGUUCUCUAUUCCUUUUCAAGUAGGGGGUGUGUUAUUCUCCCCACAUAUUGUACAUUUUGACAUAGAUGCGUACAUUCGUAUUGCUUCAUUUAAUACAAUCCAUAAAAUAAAUUAUAUUUGUGUGGAAUGUAAUGUAUGAUUACAUUAUAAAAAAUAUCAAAUGGCAGCACAACCCUUGUCAUGUGGAAUGCAGGUGUAUAAUAGUCACAUCACCAACAAAUGCCUUUCCUUUCAAACAAAUAUUCCUUAACAUCUUAAAGGGACACUCCAGGCACCCAGACCACUUCUGCCCAUUGGAGUGGUCUGGGUGCCAACUCCCACCACCCUUAAACCUGCAAGUGUAAUUAUUGCAGUUUUUAUAACCUGCAAUAAUUACCUUGCAGGGUUAAGUCCUCCUCUUGCGGCUGUCUAUCAGACAGCCGCUAGAGGGACUUCCGUGUUCUUAGAACACGAAAAGUGUUUUAAACUACGCUGGACGAUAGCGUGAGGAUCUCCAGCGUCGCUGGAAUCCCCAUAGGUAAGCAUUGAAUAAUGCUUUCCUAUGGGGUGGUCUAGUGUGCGCACGGCCAUUGCCACGCAUACGCGUUAGGCCUCCCCCACCGGCUGCCGUCGGUGGGGGAGGGGUGUGGGCGGAGCCUGACCCAGCGCCGAGGGAUAUCGGCGCUGGAUUCAAGUAAGUGACUGAAAGGGCUUUAAGCCCUUUAGCAACAUGAAAUCGGGGGUGUAUGAGAGGUGGGCACUGCAUUGGAUAUGUUUUCCUAGCACUGGAGAGUCGCUUCAAACUGGUAUUAUUUUUUUUAUUUUAUUUUAGCCUCCUUUAGGAUCAACAGCAAAAAAAAUAGAUGUGAUAGGCUGAACUUUAUGAACACGUCGUGGUUUUUUUUUUUUUUUUCAGCCUAUGUAACUGACAUCUGUGGUGUAUUUCAGAAAUUAUCUUGUUUUCAUCACCACUAGUUGGAGAAAAAAAUAAAUCCGACUCCAUUUUUUUCCCGUUUGAGUACUUCAAACCUAUUCUAAUGUGUGCUUAAGCAGGUGCUUUCAUUAUUCCUUUUAUUCACAUUAUUCCUUAAUCUACUUUGGUAAUUUUUUAAAUUGGUUCUGAUUCCAUCCUUUAUUUACCUCUUGGACCCAAUAUUUUUUCUUUUCCAUCCUCACAUUUCCCUCUUCUUUUCAACAUGGAAUAUCCACUCUUCUUUGUGGGGUUUUAUUCCAGAAUUUCUUAUCACACAUCCAAUAAAGUUGGGGUUGUAAAAUCUACCCUCCUUGCUGGGCACUCUCCUUUAAAAAUCAUUUUAUUUUUUUAGAAUCAUAAUCCUUUUUUUUUUUUUUUUUUGGUCCCUUUUUUAUAUUUAUGAAAUUUAGUUUCUUUUACCUCCAUUUCAAUUUUCUCCAAACUAUUUUUGUCCUGUCUGAUAAUUCGUUAAGAUCCUCAGUUCACAUACAUGGCUGUGGUUGUUCAUGUAUGGAAUGUAUUUCCUCAUCUAUCUUUGAUAGAUCUGACCGACAGGCAAUGCGGCUAUUCAUACAUUUGAAUGAGAAGCGCUUUAAAGCAGCAUCCCAUAUUUUAGAAUAUUCUCUGUCAAGUAUUUCUCUAUUGUAGCCAUUUCCCAUUGAUACAUGUUUUUUUUUUUAAAGGGACACUCUAGGCACCCAGACUACUUCUGCCCACUUCUGUAAAAAGCAACAUCUCCAAAUGUAAAAAAAAAAACACCCAAAACUCAAUGUUGCUCCCUGUAUUGUCCCCCUCAUCUAUCUUUCUUAUCAAAAUUAAAGUAUGAUUGUUUUCUAAAUUCAAAGAUAGACAUAUUUUGUAUGCAUCCUCUUCUAUAAUUACUAGUUAAAUCUAGUAUAACACCAAAGAAGGAAUAAGAUGACAAAAAAAAUCGAUUUGCAAGUGCAACUAUACAAUUACCUACAUCCUACGGUAUCACUAAUUAAUAUAAGCAGCAACCAAAAAAUCCCAGUUAAAGAAAUUCCCUAUAAACAACCCAUACAUUGGUGCAGUAUUAUCAAUUAAAACAGUGCACAAUAAUCUUACAAUAUAUUUCAUGCAAAUAAAAACCAACUAAAGGUGCAUAAGUGACCACUAAUUAUUCAUACUAUACCAGUACAUAGAUUAAUUUAAGUGGAAAAAAAUCACCCAAUCUUAUUGAGUGACUUUCCAGCAGUUUCUUUUUUUUUACCAGUGACUGAUUUGUUUGUUUACUCUUCCAGAGAAGACAGGUUACCCAGCCCACUCAGACGGCACCUCCAGAACAGAGAACCAUUGUGGAUUGGCUUCUAUACCCCCCUAGCGUGUGUCAUGCCAAAAGGGGGACGCAGACCAUGUGUGAGAGCAAAGAAUGUCAAGCGAGCUUUGAGGAAGCGUCCCUGUGUACCGUGUGCUGAUUCUUAUAGCAAAACUGGGGAAAAAAGUAAAAGCUUAAAAUUAACCCCUUCACUUCUGAGCAGUGGCAAGCAUCCCUAAAGAGCUGUGAUGAAGGGCAAUGGCUCAAAGGUGUUGAAGUGCUUCUCCACCCUCUUCCACAGCAAUAAGGCACUCCACAAGCAGGCAGCGCCAGAUGUGCAUUGGCAACCGACUCUCCCGCCGUGCCGUGUAGUGUUGUCCCAGACCUCGGUGGUGAAGGGGUUCUCAAAACAAUGUUGAGUGCUUGGGCACCACAUUUGCAUUUUGGGAUGGGAGGGAUCGGGAAAAGGAGGUGGGGGCAAAGGGUUUAGAGCUUUCCUUGAUGGACUCGUUUUAAAAUUAAAAAAAAAUAGAAGAAAAUCUAAAGGAAAAAAAAGAUGUAAAAAAAAUGAAAAAAAAAAAACUUUAAAAAAAAUAAAGCCGUCAAAUAAAAUCCCCGGCCGGCGAUGUUCGAAUUUGCGUAUCAGCAAACGGAGUAUAAGACGCAGCUAAACUUUCUGUGAAAUGAAAAAGAAAACAUGCAAAAUAAAAUUUGAAAAAAAAAGUGUUAUCGUUUGUUUGCCUUCAUUGGUACCAGAACAGUACCAAAAAAAGUAUACGCUAAAAAGCACGUACUAAUUUUGGUUGCUGUUCCUUGGGGGUGAGAGACAAGGUAGCUUCAAAUGCAUUCAUCCCAUUCAUAUGCGUACGCCAUCUUGGAGGAGGAAGCAAUCUUAAUAAUAGUAUCUAUACCUCUGUUAAUUUACCUUGCACAAUAUAUGUAUUAAAUAUACAUUCAGAUACACUACGUUACAUGUCCUCUGUGUUGUGGCACUUGGAAGGAGAAAAAGAGUGAGAUGAUCGGCAUACCUUUAAUUUUUCCUCCUCAGUUCCAUUAUCUUUGUAUCUUCCUCCAGGCAUUUGAACACUUGCACCUGAACAAGAGUGCAAAACAAGAUCCAUGAUAAAUCCCAUUAGAUCACGAUGUCCUCCCUAUAUCUUAGUCAUAUACAAAGUGAUUCAUUUCCUAUAAUUUACUGUGAUUAAUGGGGUAAGCUCACCCAGCCAGAUAUGCAUAUCUUUUACAUAAAGAGCUGGAAGUUCAUUGAAA